Messenger RNA from Xyrichtys novacula (pearly razorfish), 66017 nucleotides. The record is from the annotation of a GenBank genome assembly. NCBI's taxonomy places the organism in Eukaryota, Metazoa, Chordata, Actinopteri, Labriformes, Labridae.
GGUGACCGGAUGGCCCUUUUCAGCUCUUAAAAAGACCACUUUCUGAAGCUGGACACCUGCACUCAGCUUCACUCUCUCUUUUGGUCUCUCCACCUUUCUUUCUAACUCGCCCUCAAUGAAGCACACAGAGUUUCUGAAAGGGAAAGAUGGAGGGAGAGAGAGAGAGAGCAGAUAGAGGACAAGGACGUUCGAGAACCAGCUCCAUCAGGACGAGUUUGAAAAGACCGUUUAGUGUGGUGUCCUCUUAGACCGGACUCUGAUUCAGUCGUUCAUUCACUUAUUAAUGUUAAUGUAAAACUUUAAAACGUCGAAUCACCGUCAAACUUUAGGGAGGAAAGAACAGAAAAUAACUUUGUGUUAAACGGCCAAACUUUAGUGAUUGUUAUGUUCAGAUGGAGGCGAUUAAAGAUGCAAGACGACACAUUUCAAACCAAAAAAUACAGUAACUGUGUCCAUGAAGCAACAACAUUAACAUGUAAACUGUCCAGGAUCAUUACUGAACUACUGAACUGAUUUUUAAAUGCAAAUGUUGAUUUUUUUAUAUUUCAUGUGAAAAAUGUGAUUUAAUGUGAUUUUUUUAUUUUCUAGAAAGCACACUGUUUCCAUCAGAAAUAUCUGAAAAAAAAGGAAAAUUAAAAAAAAAUAAAAAUUAAUAGAUGAAUAGAAUUACAUAAAUGAUUAUGUAAAUAAAUCAAUCAAAAUAAUAAAUAAACAAAGGAUUGGAAAUAUUGAAUUUCCCUUCAGGGAUCAAUAAAGUUUUUCUUCUUCCUCUUAAUCAAAAGUUUAUUAGAUAGAUGAAUAAAUAAAGCCAAAAAAUAAAUAAAUAAAUUAAUAAAUAUAAAAACAAGAAAACAAACAAAUAAAAACAACUUUUUAAAUUAAAAACCAAUAAGUGAUUCAACUUAAAUAAAUAAACUGAAAUAAGAAAUUAAAUAAACAAAUAAAGAAUAAAUGGAAAUAUGAAUUAAUAAAUAUAUAGAUGUAGACAGUUAAUGUAAGUACAGUAGGCCUGUCAGUUUUCAUUUUCAAUAUUUUUUAAAAUUAUUUAAAAAAUAUUUUAUUUUCCUGAAAUUUAUUUUUGUAAAAACGUAAGUCAUUUAUUUGUCAGCUAUUUUAUCAAAACAAAAUUUAAAAAAAUUCUCAUAAGGUUAACGUUAUUUUUAUCAGAAAAAAAUAAAAAAUAAAAAGUAUUUUUGUUGUCGCACAUGGAAGUUUUUUAUUUCUUUUUUUGGAGCAGAAAAAAAUUACAUAAAAACGUACAGCGACAUAAAAAUAGAGCUCUCCAGAUUUUGUACAUGCUCUCAUGUGUUCACACGUUUGAGGAGAAUCGAAAAGUGCUGAACAGAGGAGCGGUUCGUCAUGAAGGACUUCAUGGAUUAGUUUGACUAACAGGAAUAUUUUCGCACGUUGAAGUUAUUGCAGUGUUAUUGUAGUUGCACACAGGAGUUAAUGCCUCAUGGAUACAUUACCGUGUUUUAGUUUUAUUCAGUUACAAACUACAAAAAGUUCACCUGCACAAAAAGUUGCACACGGAACUUUAAAAGUUAAUUACUUUUUUUUCUUUUAGUGAUUCACUAAAACUUUACGUGUCAUUUUGAAACGGAAACCAGUGAGACUGAGACCACACUGAUCGAUUAUUAAUCAUUAACUGCUGAAAUCUGAGAAACUGAAACAUAUUUUAGUGUUUAAAUUUGUCGAAUGUUCUUUGAUGUCGUGUUUCUUUCUUCCUGCUUUGGUGUGAAACUUUGACUUUUUAUCCGUUCUGACUCUGUAAAGCACUUUGAAACUCUCAGUAUUUGACUGGUGGUUUAAGAACAGACCUGCCCUGACUCGUCUUUUCAUCAUUUAUGGUUUUUAUCCUGCAGAAAUGAUGCAUCACAUUCUCAUAAACUCACACAGCUACUCUCACAACUCCUGAAACUACGAAACAAGUCCUCCAGAAAAUCACAGUUUUACCCUGCAGCUUAUAAAGUCUUGUGGAGGGUUUCACUGGCACACAUGUUUGUUGCCCAAUCGACCACUGACUCCUCAAACUGCACUGCCAACACACACAAACACACACACCCAGAGAGAGCCACAUCUCCAAACACAGGCGGCCCCCUGCAGAGCUCCUGACAGCUAUUGACUUUCCUCAAUAGAUGUUCUCCAUUGUGAGCCAAGUACACGGGCUAAAUGUCACGGCAGCAGGAUCCUGGCCUCUUUUAGGCCUCUGUGUGUCUCUGAAAGGGGACGAGAACCUCAAAUUUGACUUCUUUGUGCCUCUUGAUAAUACACUGAGUGUCCCUGCAGCUGCUGAGUCUCCUGCUCCUCUCCUCUGACUGACCACAGCAGACCUCUCCUCUCUCAUGGAUGGAUCAGAUGAGGAGGGGGGGAGUGGGCGUGGCUUUAACGCCCUCCCUUUAACGCUAUUGGACGGUUGGGGUGUCAGUCGGCGCUGCUUCUCCCCUCCUCUGCUUUUAAAUGAAGUUGCAAUGGCCUGAAGUCGCGCGAUUCAACCUGUGGCAGCCGAGAUGAACAGCUGAUCCUCAGUCCGCAGUGGAUAAAAAAACCCGAGAAUCACCAUGGUCACCGCCGCGUCAUGAUCGCUCAUCCCACGCGUGGCACUAUGUGAAUAGUUAUCGGAGAAGUAGACAGAGGAAAAUCACUGACAGGAAAGUAGAGUGAAGGUUCGUGGAGCGUGUUAUUUCUGGACCUGUUGAUCAUCAGAGAGAGAGAGAGAGAGAGAGAGAGAGAGAGUGACGGACACUCAGACUCUACCUGCCGCCGCUCCGUGCUCUGCUGCUCCGCGCGCACCGAUCACCAACUAUGUUAUUAUCAAGCUUUCUUAUCUUCACCUUCUCGCACUUUUUGGCGCCUUACCUGCCGCAAGUCUGCGCACAGAAGCCUGGCUCACGGGUGAGUGCAUACCUGUGUGUUUGUUGGCCCACACUGUCUGUCUGUCUGUAGAGGAGAGAGAGCUCAGCACGAGAGCGAGGUGGACAAAAACGUGCCAGAUCUGCGUAAAAGUAUCCAAUUACGCACCGCUUCAAACCAAAAAUAAACCAAAUUAUCUUGAUUGUAAACCUAAAGAAGUGCAGAAACACGUGGUGGAUAUCACUGUGAUUCAUUUGAGGAAACUUAUGACCAAGUUUGGGUCCAAAUGAAGAGUAAAGGAGGAGAAAGAGUCCUGGAGCGGUCAAUAAGGACAUCAAGUUCUGUCAAAUUCAAUGACUUUUAAGGCUGAGAUUACAGGACUAGGACGGGAAUAAAUUCGGUUGAAAUGCAAAUUAAAUGUAAAACUGGUUAUCCAAACAGGAGAGGGAAAACUCCCGCUGCUUCUGAGUGACAAAUGAUGUUUAUAACAUAGUAUAAAAGAGCACAAAAUGAAACCAGAAUACUCCAAUGUCCUAUCAAAGUCUCUUUUUUUUAAUAAAAGUAGUGCUGUGGUUUUAACUCUAAGAUAAGACAGUUUGGUUGUUCAAACUAGAGCUAUAAAUUAUGAGAAUAAGCUGGUAAAUAUGAAAAUAUAAGUCGAUAGGAGUCUCAAAUUUAACAUCUUUACCAAAAAGGAUGAAAAAGGACUAACCAGAUGGCACAGUCAGAGGCCUUCAGUUUACAUUUGUUCAUGGAUUUGUCCUCAUAUUUAAUCGCUGAAUCGACCAGUGGAGGUAGGAAAGUUUCAGUCUGACCCUCUUUAAACACAGGACUCUGUAUUUCAGCUGUGAUGGUUCAGAGAGGGAGUUUUUCAGCCUGUUUUUACUGUCUGCUGAGUCACAGAGUCUGUGAUCUGGUCUCUAUCUUGUAAUAUCUGGUUUAAACAGAAGCUGUAUUGUUUGUCAAAUGUUAAAAAAGCGACCCCAGAUUGUCUGCAUUCCUUAUUUUGGAGAUACUGCGCUUACAGUCGCAGACAAGAGUCAGAAAAUUCAGCUUUCAAACAGGUUAAAUGUUGAUUAUAAGAGUCACAGGUUCUUGUUCAUAAAUUUAGUCUCUGUUGGCAAAACUUCAAAGUGAAAUCACACAACAUGAGGACUUUCUGUUUGGAAUUUUUGACCUAAAUUCUCUAACCAGGACUUUUUUUUCCAGCCUCUGAAACUAACAUGAGGUUUACUAAAUUCACUGACCGGAGUCUAACCUGCGUUUUCCCCACCGCAGCCCUCCUCCUGGUCCUGGUUCUGGUUCUGUUACCUCUCUGGGACAGAUCUCAGUCACUGUCACGUCUCCAAAUCUCAUUUUAACUCUCUCUUAUUUUCUCUUUUGUUUCUCCUCUUGUUGAAUAUUUCUCACAAACACCGCUGGCACUGUCUGUCCAGGCGGAGUAAGUGAUGGGGAGCAGCAUUGUUUCGCAGAUGCUGUGUAAUAUUUGUGGUCAGAGGAGGGGAGGAUGACUCUGGGAGAGGAAGGAGGGUGAAUAUGUUAUACUCAUACACACACUGGAGCUAUUUCACAACAUCUUCACCCCCCCUCGCUCCAUGCAGAGGGUCAUAGUGAAUUUUGACUUUGCGUAAUCGCCGCUUUGUUGCUCUAUCGGACUGAAAAAGAAAGUUGGAGAGGGCAGAGUACGGUGGCUCUGAUGUUUGUUGUGUUUAGUUUGUGGCAGAUUUGUGGUUCGCCACAGAGGAUAACACAAGAAGUGCUGGGAGGUUUGGGAGAUGGGAGCGGAGGUGAUUCUUUCUGGAGCUGUCUUGUUGCGGUAAAAGUGCCGUUCCUCUUUCUUCCUGUUUGAGCUUUCGUUAAAGGAUUUCAUGCUCCUCUGCAGGCUGAGAAACUCUAUCACCCUCGGCCUGAGGAAAGCCUCAAACCACACUGGACCCACUCCAGAAUACAGGCUGGUGUCGGCUCCGAAACAAGGCUGCUACUCAGUCCUUCAAAAGUCGAAAGUUACGGACAAAAGCUUUUCAGCAGAGUUGGCAAAAAACCUGCAGAGGACUUGGCUGAAGUUUGGUGCUCAGGAGCAGCAUCUCUAUCAACUUAAUCCCUCUGAAACUAUCAGCUACCUCCUCCUCCUCCUCCUCCUCCUCCUCGUGGGCACCAAGAAGGAAAAGUCCCACUCUGCCCUCCACACCAACACCAACACACACCACUGUGGAUGUUUUUUAGAUUGCUCACAGCUGCCGUAAUAGCAGAACUCACACCCCCACUCUCCACGUUGAUAUCAGGGCUGAGAGCCGGUGCUGACUUCGCUGCGUAGCUCUGCUGUCCUCUCAUUUCUCCUGAGGCGCUGUGAUGCAAGACGCCUGACUUUUCAUAUGACCACGUAAAACAUGUAGAGACACUAAAGCGGCUCCAGACAGAGUCAGCUUUUUUAAUUUUGUUCUGAAGGUCAGACUCUCUCCUCUUCUGACGUCUCUUUAAGGACUCAGACUGUGAGGAUGUGGGAUGAUGGUGAAGAGAGAUGAUCGCACACAUGAAAAUAUCAACGAAAUGCAAAAGUUUGACGCAUCUUCAUCUUCAACUUCAGGAAUCAGGGUCAGAAUUUAGUCAAAAAUAAGAAGACUGGAAAAAAUAAUAAAGUCAAAACCAUGAGGAAAAAAAUUUCAUGUUUCUGAAAGUGUAGACGCUCUCUUAACUGUUACAGUCAGAAUCAGAUGGAAACAUCAAACAGUCGAGAUCACAGACGUUAAGAGACAAAUUUACUUCAACAGGAUCUGACAAAUAUUUAAAAAAAAACUUAAUUCUCAAUAAAAUAUUCAACGUCCAAAUGUAAAUAAUGUUUGUUUUGUAAGUUACAAAAAAGUAUGAGACAUUUAUGAAAUAAAAAGUUCAGAUAAUGAAAAGUAAGACAUUAUUACGGGCAAUGACCCAUUUUUAAUGAGAUAAAAUACUAUAAUCAUUAGAUUUAAGUCAUAUUUAAGAGAUCACAAGUCAAAAAUAUUUCUGGGAAAGGUCAAAACUUUAAGUGAAAAGUUCAGAAUCAUGAAAUAAAAAGUUUAAAUCAUAAAAUAAAAAGUCAUAAUUAAAUCAAAGUCAUAUUUAUAGGAUAAUAAUUUUAAGAUUACAUUACAAAAUGAGAGAUCAAAAUUCUUCGUUAAAGCUGCUGUGAGGAUUGUUUUUAAUGUCAAUGAAAUCGACUGAAAUUUAUGUUGAUACUUUUUAAUGACAUAUAAAUGCAAACAAGUCCAUCAGCAACAAGACUGAAGAGUUUUAUAUCCUGAUUUUUACAUUUAAAUGUGAAAAGACAACAGGCUGAGAUCUGUUAUAAUAACUCACCACUCCUUCUUUGUCCACAGGGGGCGCCAAAGUUGACGUAGUUCAAAAGUUCCUGACAGGAGCUUUAAAAAGUCACAAUUAGGAGAUAAAAUUUUAAAAUCAUGAAAAAGAAAGUUCAAAUGAUUAAAGGAAAAGUCAGGAUACGAUUAAAAAAAACAGUAUUUUUAUGACAUUAAUAUGAGGUCGUUGAUUUUCUUUCUUAUAAUUAUGACUUUAUAAUCCUUUGUUUUUGUCUAUGAAGACGUAAAGUCCUCCUCUUUUUCCAUGACCAGCUGAAAUGACCUUCUAAUGAAUCAUCACUUGAUAAACUUAAUGCUGGGAAAAGUGAUCAGACGAGGACGCUGAUGAAGCAGACUGGAAUGAAGCCUUUUGUUUCAGUUCAGUCUGACUCCAGUGAAGGUUGUGUUUGUGUUUUUGUAAUGUGUGUAUCUUUGCUCUUAAUUGAUAAUCUGUGUGUCAGUUACGGUAAACACUAACACCCACUCUCAGAGGAGCUGCUGCCAUGAUGCUUUAACGCUCUACAACCCGGAUGUAAACAAACCCAGCUGAGUUCAUGACGAGGAAACUCCACUUAGACUGGACUGUAUCACACACAUGCUGCUCAGACUGUUCUCACUUCCUUCCCCGUUACCCUCUCUGAGCUCAGCUGUCUGACAAACACAUUCAUGGUUCAGAUUCCUUUAGAGUCCGGUCCAUUUGUUGCAUUUCUCCAUCAUUGUUUUAUCACAUCUGCUGGCAGACGAUAACGCCUCUGAGCUGAUGAGUUUUUAAGAUUUCACUGAUCAGAGGAACAACCUCAGGGCUGGCUUCUAUUUAUACUUCAUCUCUGGUCUUCAGGGCCAAAUUCUUGACAAAGCUUGAAUUUUCUUCAGUCUCUAAAACGUACUUCGACUUGACAGGUGUGAGCUUGUUUCGUUUUCCCUCUGACUUUGAAAGAGACGUGAUAAAUGUUUGUAUGUCCACAUCAGAAGACGUCCUCUGGUCUAAUCUUAACUAAAAUAUAAUCCACACUGCUCCUAACUGCCUCUGCAGCUCCUCGUUGGAUUAUUUUAGUCUUAAAGCAGGAAAACCAGUCCAGCUCCUGACCUCCAUUCCUCUGUGAGCACAAUAAAGAGUCAUUAGCCGACCGUAGAGCGAUCACACACCUGCACCCACACGCUGCCCGCAUCAACACGUGCAGACCACUCACACCUGCACCGAAGCUGUGAUCUACCUCACACCCAUAAAAAGCCUCUCCUGCUUUUGAACCGCGGCUCUGCUCUCCAGAACUGGAGGUAUGCGGUCUUGGCUGCUGCGUCGCUCAGACCGGCCUGUUUGUGUUUGUUUUCCAGUGACUUUAUGAGUCUGUACUGAUGCCGUCGUUAAAAUACGCAGGUCGACCUUUAAUCAAGGGGCUCAGGUAUAGACGGGUCAGAGUGGAUGGUAUCUGAGUGGAUGCAGGAUUUCAGAACUUAGCUUGUGAACCCACCACCUGCCUUUGUAACCGGAUCACUCUGAGAACAAAGACCAAAAAAUCUGCAAAAUACCUGCGUCAAAAAACAAAACAAAGAUACUCGCAAAAACAACCAGAAAUGACCGAAGGCGGAGACGGCAUGACAGGCGCAGACUCAGACCAUGAGGAAGGACAAAUGGAGACCAAAGCUGCUAUGCUAAUACAUACAGGUCUGAAAGGUAUCGUUAAAGAAAUUCAAGAUUUUGUAGCCGAACUGAAAGCAGAGUUCACAACAUUCAAGGAAGAAAUAAAAAAAGAGACAAAAGAAGAACUCGAGGAUUUAAAAAAAGACGACAGAGUCAGCUGCUCAAGACAAGAGAAUCACAGAGGCAGAAGAGAGAAGUGAAGCGAUGGAAAACUGGGACAUAGAAGUAAAAGAAGCCCUAAGAAGAGGGCUAACAUGGAUGCUAAUGGGGAGCCUCAAGUGGACACUCAAGGAACUGCAGUUUUUUGCACUUCGACAUUGGCUUUAUUAGUCAACAUGGGGGGCUGCUGAUUGGUCAAGUCAUUCAAAGAUGGUUUUAAGUACUUUUAAAAAGAGACAAAUUACAGCAAUAGAAAUAUCACAGAGGAGAGUCCUGAACAUUAAAGCUUUCAGUUUAUGUCAAUUUUGGCGCCCCCCUGUGGACAAAUCAGUCUUUUCUAAUCUCAUCCUCUACAUUCUUUCGUAGCGUCUUCUAACAGAUAACUCAUCCCGCUGACUUUUAACAGCGAAACAUCUAAUUUUAUAAAAACGGUAAAUCUCAUUGCUGAUGGUCUUAUAAUGAAUUUCCGUCUAAAACUCCUUAUUGAGGCUUUAAUCACACUCUUACUUGGACCAUGUGAGUCUGUGAGGUUCAUCGUAAGGAUACCUUCUGUUUGACGAAGCGCAUUUAUGGCGCUGAUGAGAAAUGAGGCAGGAGAGAUAACAGAACGCAGAUUUUCCAUCAAACCACCAAGACGCAUAAAAAGAAGAAGAAGAAGAAGAGCGGCUGACGAUAAUCACACAGACGUGCUGCGCUUGUUUCUCCUGCAGUCUUUAUGGGGAAGAAAAACAUUCCUGGCAGAGUGAUAAGGUCAUAGUUUGGCAUCAUCGUCUUCUGUGAGGAGAAGUCAUGAAAUACAAACCUCGCAGAUUAACUUGACUUUCUGUUCAGCAGCAGUUUCUGAUUAAGCUCUAAGAGGGAAAAUCCUCUAAAGCAGCUUCGGACGGUGAUGAAGGUUGAGGUUUGCUUUCUCUCCUCUGAAGGGGUGAGAUUCUGAAUAUUGACACAAACACAUUCAUACGGACGCUUCUGAUGCUGUCCUUAGAGUCUUUGUCUCUGCUGUGGAUGUGGGGAACAUCAAAUUUACAAAACUCUUUCUUCUGGAGAUCAUGAACUUACUUUCAGAUUUUUAAUCUUUGAUGUAUAGAUGGAAAUUCGUGGUUUUGUGGAGGUUUGGUUUGAGCUUUCUUGUCCUUUUUAUUUCCUGAGGAUCCUGAAUAUUAAGAGAAACUUUCAUGGCAAAUGUUUGAGUUUUUCUUGUGGCUGUAGAAAAAAGAGGAAGAGCUAUCACAGACUGGUUCGUUUUGUUUUAUGUCAUCGUAUAAAAAGGACGCAAAAGAGCCGAUACGACCUGAACAGUCAGUUGAUCGUCAGAAUAUUAUUUAUUAAAGUUGUUAUAGUCAGAAUUUUACAGCAAUAUGAGUCAUCUAUCCCGAAUAUUUGUUAAAGACAUUUAGACUGGAAAGAGGAAAGACGUCCAAAGUUGGCUGUCGACUUAAUAAUGCUAACAAAUGGAGUUUAGUCUAAGCUAACAGUAUCUGAUGUUUGGACUCUACAGCUUAGCUAACUGAACCCAGGUCUGUAACAUGUUAGCUAAAGGGUAAAUGUUACACUGAUGGUGGUGCCACUAAAAUCAAAUACCUGGAACGGCUCACCUUCACCUGGACGUCGACCUCAUGUGACUCUUGAAGACUCCAAAAACAGGCAGCUGGACUGUGUAGAUUUGAGAAGACGUUUCGCCUCUUAUCCAUGAAGCUUCUUCAGUUCGGCUCCUUGGAUGCCUGAGUCUUCAAGAAAACCAUGACCUGGAUGAAUGAGAAUCUACAUGGAGAACUUAAUGUGACGUUCAAAUCAACUUCAUACUAAGGGCUUACUCAGCAAAUCCUAGAAUAGAACCAGGAACUGCAUGAUUGACGUAUUCUGCAGAAACUCACGUCUGAGGAACGUCAGAUUUUCAGUCAGUCAUAAAAGCUGUUGAGAUAAAAUGAUUAUUUGAAAGGUAGACCAUUGAAGGUUGACCUCGACCUUUGCUGGUAAAAUCAACUAUUUUGAGACGAGUCCGCAGAGUGUUUAAGGUGCUGAUCGAUGCACCACUUUGGACAGAACUUAUGAACCAUCAUCAGAGGAAUAGCCCUUUAACUGCAGUCAUCCUCAGACUUUCUUCUUUGAGGUCCCCAUGUUGGCUGAAAUGUGAUAUCAGGGAAGUCUCUAGACUGUUUGGUUGUCGAAACCAAAUGAUAAACAAAUCCCUGACGUAGAAGAGGUGGACAUGGGUCUGUCUUUAACUCGGUUCUUGCCUGGUGCUUGUGGACAUGGUCAGUGGUCCAGUUUAAUUGCCUAAAACGGUUCAUCUAGUGAUGAAGGUAGAAAACCACUGAUUGUGGCUUUAAUACUGAAAUCCUUGGUCUUGGUCUUGUGACUCCAGGGACCAAUCAUGGACUUGGUGGAAAUCUGGUGUUACAGUCCCUCACAGAUUCAAAGUCUGCUCCUGUCUUUUCAAAACUACUUCUCAGGUCUUCUCAUGGAUCUGGUCUCACAGGUUGCUCCGCCUCUGUUGAGUCCCGGCUCAUUGGCUGGUUCAGACUUCCGGAUCCCCUCCUCCUGUGAUCCUCAGAGGACAAAGUUUACCGUCUUUGAUAUCGUUGAUUGGUUGAUUGGUUGACCCAGCUCCUCCGUCCAGACAUUCACGGUCUCCAGAGGUCUGUAGAUUGUGGUGACCCUUUGACCUUUCCUUUAUCAGUCUAACAUCACAGACUCUCUGCAGAACGGUUCGACAGAGCGCGUGAAAUUUCCUCUAGAUGUCCCCGAUAUGAAGGAUGGGGCUUUCUGACUUUGGUCAUCCCCAGACUUUCCCCCCGGUCUCAUAAUCAGACUGACAUCAUGGGUUUUUAGAGAAAUGUCUCGACAAGUGUUGGACGGAUUGCCAUGAAAUUUCGUCCAGACCUGGAUGAUCAAAUCUGUUCGUCUGGAGCUGUUGAGAGGCAUCCUGGAAAAUGGAGGGAAUGUAAGUGAAUUAGAAUAAAUGAGUCAAGUUGAGGGAAGUAGGGCACUCUGGGAAAUUAAAUGACAACUUAACCGCUGAGGUCCAUUAAAACGUCAACAGAUUGAUUUGCUUUUCCUGAAAACGUCAUUUCAACGUCCGAUUCGGCGGCCGGUCCCUGACAUGAAGAGACACCCGGGCUCCCCUUUUAUUUCACAUGACACUGGCAGAUGUUUCGGAGACGGACCAAUCGAAUUGCUCACACAUGUUGAUUCCCUCUGAUAACUUGAGUAAUCAGCGAAACCAUUUCAUGCUCAAUUUCUGGGCUUUCUAAUCAGUGUGAUGAAACGCAGUCCCAGUCCAGGUCCGGCUCUGCGAGGUACGGAUCACUGCGACUUCACUCAGCCCCUCUUUCUCUCUGCAGAUCCUCCUGAUACAGAUGGUUUAUAGGGGCGCAUUUGUCUAGUCCACCAUGGGAACCGACUCCAUGUAAGUUCAGCCUCUGGUUUGGGAGCGGAGUUACGGCUCGGUAUAAUCCUUCAGAUCAUCGGGACGGCAGAAACACUUCCUCUUUCCUAUCAAACUAGCUCAGCAGAUUAGCCUCCGCUCUGCCGCAUAUUUAAUCGUUUCCUUUGAUACGAGCGAGUGUGUGGUCUCAGCUUAAGUAAUGCUAUGCAACAGACACACACUUCCUGGGAACAACAGAGACAGCUGACUGUUCUGCAGCCAGGAUGUAGCAUUAGUGACAAACAAGGAAUGUUGUUAAUGAGAUUUAGAGCCAUUUCCGAAAAGGAAGAACACCUCCCUCUCGCCCCCGUACUCACACUUUCAUUGUGAUUUCUUUCAACCACUUCAAAAGUCACAUAAGGAAGUCAUACUUCUUAUUAAUCUUGUAUUUAAUCCCCUGACCAUGACCUGAGCAGGAAAUCUGAUUUAAGCAUGCUGUGAAAUUAUUUUAAGUUAAGUCUUUGUCAGAUGUAUUAAAUCAGCGGGACUUUACAGCCGUAGCAGGACAUUAAAGCUGCUAAUUAAAUAAGUGCAAGAACAAUGUCUCAAAUCAAACGGACAUGAGUUAUGUCGAGGUCGUCCUCCUUCAAUCCUUCACUCUUCGCUCCAAAAACAGAGAACAAACCUGGGGUAAAUUCUCAUGUAAAGGCAGCACCAUCAUUUCAGGGGUGGUUUACCUGCAGGACUUACAGUUUCUUUGACAACGCUUUGUCGACUCUGUUAUAAAGGUCACAGCAGCUGAUUUACAACCUAUUUUCAGUCUGUUGAAGAGGACAGAGCUGAAGAAAAGGCCUCACUUUAACUUUUUAAAUCACACAUUGAGCCAAAAUCUCUCCCUUUGAAUCUCUGCUCCAGUUUUAUAAGAAGAUGUUUUUUUUCUUUGUCUAUACUCUUAACGUUUGUCAUCCUCCAGCCUUGAAACCAUAAACCUCUGCGUUCAAUACGUUUACAUGCGGGAAUCAAAUCUAUUUGUUGUGUUAGUCCGACUGAAAUCACAUUAAGUCAAAUUUCUAAAGGUGGGACUAACAAAUCUCGACAAACAAAGUGGGAGAUUGUUUUUGUCUUCUAUAUACACACCUCAGUCAGAUCUGAACCGGCCUAAACUUUCUGCGUACGCUCCACAGCUCACAUACCAGACCUUGACCUGGAAGUCCAAAAGCAAAGCCAUAAAGUUUUGACCAUUUAAAAAAUAAACAGUUAGCCUCUUGCUCACAUCUUUGUUGAUUAUAUUGGUAUGUGACAUAAAAGGUCAACUGGUAAUCCACCAAACUACCAGAAAACCAACAUUUGGCCAAAUAGCGCAGUCAACAGGCUGGUCCUACUGGGAAACAAAGCUGCUACAAGGCAACGGCUCCUCUGGUGAUGUAACGACAGGAGUGAUCUGCAUUGACAUGAAGAACCAAGUGAUUCUGCUUGUACUGAAACUUUUGUGGUUUUUCUUCAGUGUUACGAGGUCAAGACGUAGAAAGCUAGUGCCAGAGACACCAGCUGCUCUGUCGUUGGUUACAAGAACCAACUCAAAAGGUUUUCAUCUGUCCCAGAAUCUGAGGACCACAUUAAACCGUGGUUUCUUUUGAUUUUUAACCAUGAUAUGCUGCUAUAGUUGACGACAAGGGUCAGUAUAAAGCUGGGUUUUCUUCAACAAUGGUGCUUAUUUAAAGGUCUUGGUUGACAGUUUAUUAAAAGGAACGUUGAGGAGUGCUGGUUUGGCCGAAUGGGUAAGUGUUGCGCCCCAUCCAAGAGCCUCUAUUGGAUUCAAACCUGUGGGCCUUUUCUUGCAUAUCGAUCCUCACUCUCUCUUCUGGUUACCUGCUUUAUCAACUGUCCAAUCUUCUCAAGAAAGGCUUAAAAACCAGAAACCCGGUGCUAGUCAAUGUUCUCCGGGAGCGCUCACUAUGUUUGCUUUGGUGUUUUUCCACCUCUGCAUCUGCCAGCACUGAUUUGCACUCGCCCCCUUCAGGGUACCAGUUAGCAUAGCAUCCACGCAGGCUCAGAUCACCGCAUGGGUUAUAAACUGAGAGGCUGCAGAUCCUCCAAAGAGGCUGAAUUUGAGCACAAAUCUUUGCUUACAUGGGGACAUGAUGUAAACGGAUGGUGAGAAAUGAUAAUGCUGCUUUUCUGCUCUCCCUUUAAGGAGUGCUCUGACGAUAUCAUGAAUGAUAGAGAGGAAAUUAAACGCCGCUUUAAUAAUGUGGGAAAUUUUCAGUUAGUGCUCUGUUUUUUUUUUCUUUAGUUACAGACUGAAGCUUUCUUGAGACUCGACUCUUUGUAGUCCUUUAAUUCUUUGUAGUCGGAGCCCAGAGAGAAAGAGAGAGAUGAAAGAAAAGUUUCUUACUUUGAACGUCGGAGUUCAAGUCUCUACACUUCUUGGCAUUAGCGCUCUGGACUCUCUCCACGAGCCACCUUUAAAAGUACUUUUCUGUUGCUGCACCUACCAAAACACAACAUUCAUGACACCGAAAGGUCAAACGAAAAGAAAUGUCUGUACUUAAAAGUUCGAGGGUCAGAAUAUCACGAAUAUAACGGGAUAUUUAUGAAGGUUAAGAGAAUAGGAGGCUCUAGCUGGUUCUUAUUUUCUCUCUCUAUGUUUUUAUUACACGGGUAGGUAAAGUGAGUUAAUGGAAACAGCAUGAGGGAUGCCAUUCACUUUACAGAUUUCCUGAAAACUUAAUGCCAAUUAUCCAACAAAAGUGAUUACCGGGGCCCGUUAAACCACACAACAGUACACAAUUAGCCCUGACUUUGGUGGGCAACUUUCAUUGGCUUGUUACCUCUGUGGUUUGAGCGCUUUAACUCUCUUCUUCCUGUUUCACUAAUCCACUUGUUGGCUGGUGAGAAGAUGCCAGAAAAACGGUGAUUAAUGACACGAAGACGCAUCAAACGCAUGUGUGUUUGUCUGUUUGAGCUUUGUUUGUUGUUGUUGUUGUUGUGCCCGGAGGGGAUAAAUAAGCCAAUCACAGGUUGUUGUCUUUCACACACACAUGCAAACACACAACGAUAAAGCCAGACUUGUAAUGAAUCUCCAUCUGUGCACGCAAAACCCUUUUCCGAUGCCGCAGUGAAGUCAUUGGUGUCAAGGUGCAGGAUCUCGCUGGUUAAGCAGAGCAGACGUUUUUUCCUUUGUGGUACAUGUCAGGGUCAGAGCUCCAGACGAGACUCGUUACGUAAUUAUUAGAGGGUAUUCAUUACUCUGGAUUUCUUCAAUUACAAACAGUCGACUAAAUGAAGUUUCAAUAACUAGAAAAAUCUGGGUGGACUGGAAAAUGGUGCUCAUUGAUAAAAAACAUGCUGCUUAUGUUUUAUUUGUACCAAAGUACCACUUUUGUGCACAUGCUCACUGUUAUAAUGUUAUGAGAUUAGAGUUAACUCACUCGGUCAGUUGAAAGUGUUAUGUCCUCUGUGACGGGGCAGACGAGCGCCAAUAAAAUGAGGGAAGUACACCUCCGCUCAGGUUCAUGUGCAUACAGGAAGUGUAUGGUCCAGUCCACAACACUGUUAAAAUCAGACGCAGCUCUAACUGUCUCCACACCCCAAGCACGAGUGAAAUCAUUUGCGCGAAUGAAUUACAUGUUAAGUCAAUGCAAAGACGCGAUUAGACGCUCCUACUACUCUGGCGGUGCAAAUGAUGCGAAUUAGCCGAAAAUGUCACAACUUUAGCGGAUAUUUGCGUCACGAUAACUAAUCAGCACAAAGGUUGCCGGGUGACAUAUGAAAACAUACGGUUGUUCACUGGUAUCUAAAAUGGAGGACAAACCGAUCGUGUCGGUAUGUGGACGCCCCAAAUUAUAUGAUACCUUUUCUUUCAAUUACCGAAACCGGAAUAAAUAGGAGCUCGUCUGAAGGCAAGUGAGCGAGGAGGUCGGAUUACCUGGUAGAUUGUAAAAAAUCUUUGUCUGUCACUGGAUUCCGCCGGUUGAAUUGGCAGGGAUUACCGUUGAAAUUACUGUUGACGUGCGAAUGAAGCGAGGAAACACUAUUCAUUCACGUGUCUAGAUUCACGCGAAUUAAGCGAGUAGAUGAAUUUACUUGUACUUGGUGUACUUGCGCCCCGUCAAAGUGCAAAGAUGCCUAAUGAUAAAUAACGAACAAUCAAUCAACAGUUUGCAUGGAGAUAUUUCGGAGGAUGAUGAUGAUGAAGAGAGGAUAAUAUAAACGAGGACAGGUGGGAAAGAUUGUUUUUAUUUUUGUGUAAAAGAACUAAAAAUACUUUUCAUUCACGCGUCUAAAUUUGCGCGAAUUAAGCAAGUAGACAAUUUUACUUGCGCUUGAUGUGAGCUCCCUAUAAGAGGAGGAGCUGGAGUGGAGGCGCGUUGCAGUUUGACAUUUGCCAACUGGUUGCUAUGGUAAUCAGCUGAGCUGUCAGCUGAUAUUAACUACAACUAUGAUCAUGUGAUGAGCGCAGGUUGGGUUUGACCUUGUGGCCUUUUUGAACUAUUGUUUUGUCUAGGUUACUCAAAAGUGUGCCUCUGUUUUUCUUUGUAUGAAAAUUGGCGCAACCAGAGCAGUCCGCCUUAAUCUGUACCCAGAAUGCUUUGCACCAAGAGGCUUUUGAGUGCCAUUUUCUUGGUGAAAUGCGAUAACGCAAUAAUGGUGAUGCCUCUCCUUGCAUUCACACCAGGACUCGGGUAUUAAAAGUGCGACUUAAACACUGGAUUUUCUGGUACUUCGAUUUGCUGGAAUCUGCACACAACACACACUAAAGAGGGAAAUACACACACAUGCACGAAUGACAAGAUGUCAGUGUGCGGGGGUGAAGCUGUGGUUUGAUGCCUUGCUCAACAACCUCAUAGCAGAAGUGACUGUGGUCCAUACAGGGUCAUGAACUCGUGACAGAACCAUCUGACCUGCUGUUGCCCUUUUCACUGAACAGCUUUGCUGCUUUAAACACCUGAAUCUCUGACCAAUCCCAGCAGUGCUUCUCAUGCUUUGUGAGCUUUAAUCGCUGUUUUUGUCAAUGAAGUCUGGUGGUUUUUGAAGAGAGCGCCGUAAUGGGCGCUGCUUGUUCCUGAAAGGCAUCCUUCCCUUUAUCAAGAAGGUCUAUCUCUGUAGGGAUUCUUCCAUUAUACUGUCGGAAACUCUGAAUAACCUGUCAGUGGAAAAAAAAAAAAGAAACGGGUACUUUUAGUGGAUCUUUUGAGGCGAUGUUGAACGUUAUGUCUGAUCUCCUGUGAUGCCCGAGCUGUUGGUAAAAAUGGGAUUUACUCUACAUGUUGUUUUUCUAUGUUUACACUUCAAUCUGCCCAAAGAAAUAAACUCUGUGUAACCAGCUGGAGGGUGAAACGUAAAUGCAUUUACUGUAAGAAGAUGUCAUGCUCAGAUUUGUUUGUUUACUACUUUAGCAGUGUUUCACUUGGCCCGCUCUUUACCCUGUCAGCCCUUUAAGCCUGCAUACAUAAAAAUGACUAUUUUGGAUUCACAUUCGCUCUUCUUUUUCCACUGCUACGGCUCAGACGUCCAUUCUCUGCCAGUGACGCUAAAAAAAACAUUUUGCUAAUGCUGUAAUGGUUGCACAAUGGGGUUACAUUUCACUUAUUUUAUGAGUGGUGGAGAGAGAGAGAGAGAGAGAGAGAGAGAGAGAGAGAGAGAGAGAGAGAGAGAGAGAGAGCGCUCCUGGCUCCGGCGUGUGUGUUUGUGUGUGCAGGACUUUGGCUUGUUAAAUGUGAGAUCUCAGCGCUCAUUGUUUCCCGGUCAAGUUAUCAGAACCAAACCGCGUCGUGUACCUCCCCCGGUGUUUCACCUUUAGCACAUCUUUGACUUCACGUCUCCAGACGGCCCUGGAGAAUGUAUGCUUUCUUACAGUGUUUCAUUAAGUGGUCCCGAAGCUCAUGUAAGAUAAAAAAUGUUGUCUUUCUUUUCAGUGAAGAUAAAGAAACAGACUUUGAGGGGUUGUUUGAGGAAGAUUCGUUCUGUAACCUGCUGCCCUGUGGUGUAAAAAAAGGAAACGAAGAGGCAGUUAGCAGACUGACACAGUUCUGCUGAGCACGUGUCUCCCUGCAGCUCCUCCUGUUCGACGUGAGUUUGUUGAAUUCAGAUUUGUUUGUUUGGCUUUGAUAAUGGGAGGUCAGCCGGUCCUGGUCAAACAGGAGAGGCUGUUUUCUCUCAGGAGAUAAUGCCAAGUCCUGUCACUUUGGCAAACACUGAUCAGCUGACGGAUAUCAAACAGACCUGAGUGUGACAGUGACUGAGAGGAAGGUUGGUUUACAGCAGCAGGUAGGCUGACACUAGAGUUUGUAAAAGUUGUGAAAAAGUCAAGGAGGAUUAGCUCCUGUGAAUUAGAGGUUCAACACUCUGUGAGAGACUGUGUGAGCUAAGAGUUCAACAAUCAGAGAAUAAUGUCCCUACAGAAACACAAAGACUCUGUGGAUUUUAUAUCAACAGAGCAAAAUAUCAAAGAUUCAGAGAAUCUGAAAAAACUCUGAUCAAAAGGGACAAGGACCAAAACAAAGACUGGAUGGCAGCACUGCAUUAAAAACAGACAGGACUCUGGAGUGGAAAUCACUGCAUGGACUCAAAAUCACUCUAAACAAACGCAUAAAUGCAGACUCGAGAUGUACCAAGCAAAGAGGAAACUACUUAUGACCACGAUCCACAAACACCAGAGACUUUUCUGGACCAGGCGAAGUGGAAAACUGUCCUCAGGUCUGAUAAAUCAACCAUGGACGCCAUUUCCUCCACUCUAAAGUAAGGAGGAAACACUUCUUUGUAGGGCUGAAAUACCGAAAUUUACGCCAAUAACCGACGUCAUUUCCUCCAUAUCGGUAUAAUCUGUGUUAAAAAACAUAAAUAAAUAAAAGUUGGUUUUGGAUGUGUGUAGGUAGGCUAUGGUCUCAUGUCCCUUAAAGACACUGUCCUACAAAAGUUGUAUCGGCUGAAGUAGACGAAGUUAAUGUGGGAGGGGGUGAGCAGCUUGUGGAGUAGUUAUCAUCCAUUUAUCGUUAUCGAGGUGAACUAAUCAAUAUAUCGUGAUAUUGAUUUGAGGUCAUAUCGCCCAGCCCUACUUCUUCACUUAAUAUCAGCUUCCAGUCCAAAUCCAGCACCCCUGAUCAUCAGAGUCCAUGUCAUGGGUUUCUUACUCAUCUGUGAAGGCUCCAUUAAUGCUGAACUAUAUCUCCAGGUUUAGGAGCAACAUCUGCUGCCGUCCAGACAAAGACAAACCACAUUCUGACCACAGCGAUUACAACGUUUAACGUCCCAAACUCUAAACAAACUGCUCUCCUGGGUUCACUCACGUUUACACAGUCUUGUUUAGAGAAGAGUUGGUGCAACACAACUGUAAAUAUGACCCAGUCCAAACUAUUUAAAGACACGUAACUGGGAUUUAGUUUGUAAUUGACACUUUUUGAACAUUUAAUCUGCUGUCUUUGCAAUUAUUUACAAUUAAAUUUGGGUUUUUAAACGAGUUUCGAACCAUCAGAUUCUGUUUGAGCCUUCGUUAUUUUCUGUCGUAGAGCCGGAGCUUUAGUCUUUGGCAUCAUGUUCUCGGUUUGUUCAUGCAUUUGUACUUUACAUGCAUGUAAAAUCUCUCUGUUGGCAGGGGAAUAACACCUCAAAUUGAUCUAAAAUACCAUAAAAACCGGAGCAUAACUUACACAACUGGCUGUAUGUGACCUUUAGAUUGUGCAGAUGUUGGGGAUAUUCAGCGUUCGAGGAUGAUCCCAAAAAAUAACGUACAAUAAGCCAAAAUUCCUGCAGAAGCGCUUUAUCGCUGUUGGAAAAGAGACGAGUGGAACAACCUGUGCUUUGUGUAUAAAUUCAAGAUUAUCCGAAGCAUAAAAACGUACAAACUCGACCGAGUUCAGAGGGUUUUCGACGUGUUUCUAAAACACAGAAUAUUAACAAACACAACUCUCAAACCAGGGCUGUGCGUGUAACUUAGAGAACUGGAUCUAAAUGUGGCGCCGCUGAAAAGCUCUUAGUGUUAACCUCAGUGAGUCAUCAGCAGGGCGGGGUUUCCCACAUCAGGACGCUCCGAUUCAGAGUUCAGAAAACUGGAAACCACAGAAGAGUGUGAGGAUCUUGUCUCUGCUGAUUGGCUGCACACUCCGAGACAAACCUCACUACUCAUCUGCUGGUUUUCAGAGACCAUGAGAUCCACGCUCAGUUUAGUUCACCGUUCACCGCCUCUGCUGCUGUGAGUCAACCUUUAUUUUAGCCGCAGUCAAAUGUGAAGCACUCACGUAUUUAUUGCAGUGACAAACUCCUGAGGAGAAGCAGCGGCCCCCGGAGAGAGACCGGAGCGAGAGCGUCUGAGACCCGAGGUGGCUGUGAAACAGUGCAGAGUCUGAGUCAGCAAAUGAGAUUAGAUAGGCUUUAGUUUACUGUCUGAUACCUGAUCCUCUCUCCAGGGGGGCUCGAUUUUUCUGCAGCCAUUAAUUUAGACGUUUCUGCCUCGUGUUGUUUGGAUCUGAAACAGCUUCUCUGGCAUCGGCGCGUCGGAGUUCGGAGAACGAUGUUUCAUUUGAAUCAUACGCGGCACAAAAACACGAGGAAGUUAUUAGAGCAGGAAUAGUCUGACCUUUAGGGAAACACGCUUAUCCUCUUUAUUGAAGCGAGUUAUAGUGGCAGCAGAUUAAUUCCACCUUUAGCUGUUUAUUCAAUAAGAAGCUCGAGUUCGACGGGAGACAGAGAGAGGAGAGAGCGGGGCCUCCAAACCCGACACAUUAACUCCUCAUAAUCCGGUUUUUGACUCUUUACUCUCAGGUAGUUGUAAUAUUUCAGAGUCUGCGUCGGCCGCCAUCACAGGGCGAGGACUGCGGCGUCUUUUAUGUGUCUGACAAGCAGGGCAAACGUCAGGUUAUGAGGGACACGUGUGAAAACGGCUCCUGUAACUUUAGGGAACAUAUGUUUGACUUAAUUUCCUUCAAACUAAAAUAACGUGAUGACUUUGUGUUUCUAAUUUUUCAUGAUUAUCUUAAAUACUCUGUAAACACCACCGUGGGACUACGUUUAAUAUUAUUCUCCAGCUCCCGUCCAUAAAUUUAGAAACUCCGCGGUCUCUGGUUUCACCUUUACGGCGCAGGACUCUGUGGGUGGGAUGGCAUGACUAAGAAAUAACCACAGUGGGAGACUCGGUCGGAGUGUUUAUUUCCACUUACCGGACAAUGCCGUCCCAAAAUCUGGGAUUUAUUGCUUUAUUAUGACAGCGGAGGUAGAGGGGCCGCGUCCAUUAGAGCGGUGAGUCAGGGAUGGGGAGGACGGGUCACGGUCUGUGGGCGGAGGCCAGACUCCACGGCUCUUAACCUGGAGGAGAGGCCGAGCCGACUUAAAUCACUUUUUUAUAACAGGCGAUCUGGAUCCUAAUUUAAAGACUUCGCAGUUCAUCACACAGUCGAGCGGCUUUGGAAACAGACAAGUGCUCCUUUAUUUCAGGAGGAAAAACAGACACAAUGCUGCUUUUUUCUCCAAACUACUGAAUUAUUCCCGUCCUUCACUGAAGCCAAAAGGACGACACGCGAGUUCAGAAAGAAACAAUGUGGGAUGUUUUCCUCUCUCUCUCUCUCUCUCUGUCUCUCUGUGUCUCUUCAUGAUUUAGUUUUCCUUUAAAACAUCCUGACAUGAGCAGCUCUACCAGCUUAAGGCCGAGGCUGGAAUCACAUUAAACUGUCUGGACUCUUCUGGACUUUUAUUGUUGCGCCGAGGUGAGCUGGAUUUGUGUCACAGUAUAUUCUCCCACUUUUGUUCAGAUAUCCUCUCGCCGCGUUGUUCCAGAGGUUCGUAUUGAUUUAAAGGAGGUUUUCAUGUUUUACUGGAACAGCUGGAAAACAGUCUCAGGACUUGGAUGUUAAACAAAUAUUUCCUUUCAUACGAGGAUAAAACCUGUAACCCCCCCCUGCCCUCGUCACUGUCCUCAACUCUGGACCACCCUGCCACCCCCGUUAUCCCACCGUCUGAUUUUAUCAGGUGGAUCCCGCGGCUCGGGUGCCUCCUUUUAUUCUGGGAAAAGUCUAAUCUGUCUCCGCUGCGUUCAGAUAAUGGAGUAUCUGCUCCUGCUGACAGCUCUGACAGCCAGGAGGAGAGAAAAACAAACCCUCCAAAGUUCAGCUUGUGUUUUAUUUGGUUGUGAAAAUCUUAUUUUUCAGGCGUAGUGAAAAUGUCUUCUCCUGUUUUUCCAAAGAGACUUCAACUCGAAUCAGAAAAAGACAUUUCUCUUCCCUAAUGCGAUGAAAACGCUCCAAACCAAGCACCCGGACCUGUUACUUUGCUUUGGAGGCCUGUGUUAUUAGCUCACUAUUUGGACUUUUUUUUUUCUUCACUUUUCUAAAUUUGGACUCAAUUUAGCGGCUGGGAUUAAGAAAUUAAUGUUCGUGAGCGUCAGGGCUGUCAGCGCUGGCAGACGCUCUCAGCCAAACAAGAAACCACAAUGGACUGUAAAUGGAUUAUUCUCUGACCCGUGUCUCGGUUUCCUCACCACAUUGUUGGAUCGUAGGAACGUGUUAAACUCUUCUGAUGUUUCCAAGCCGUCAAAGAGGGACGAAUUAGCCAGAAUGUGACUAAAAAUAUAAAACUCAACUGUCAGGAGUGUUCCUACGUCGUAUAGCUUAAUGGACGGUCUGUCGCACUUGACUGACUUGACUGAGCGGCGUGAUGAUUCGUUCAGACGCUCAAACCUCCGACAGAACGGGAGAAAAAGACUGUGGUGAACAGAACGAGCUAACUCCGCUACGUCGAUGGAAAAAAGAGUCUACCAGCAUGUGCAGAACUCUGUUAUUAACUCUUUAUGUCUGUUUUUAUGGAGUCAUGGAAAAACUGAUUUCAAACGUCAGUUUCUCAGACAUCCAUGAAUCUGAUCCACCGGUAUCAAGACGGUGGUUUUAUUUAAAUGGAUGUAGCCCGCCUACUCUUCCUGUUUCAUCUGUAACCUGCCGCUACCCCGGCUCCUCUUUACGUUGUCUGAUUUGACCUUUGACAGAAGCUCUGGGGGGUCUUUGCUGGUGCUCUCCUUGCCUUGACCAGAGGGGGAGUGGCCUUUACCAGCCCUAGACUUUAGCUUUUCAUGUACUCUUCAGGACGGACAGAGAUCUGAAGUGAGAUAUGAUCAUCGUUUAGAGGUUCUUGUCGCUACCCGAUCCUGGAAACCCAGUUUGUACUGUGCAUGUCCGAAACGUACGUCACUUCCUCAACUAGCCAUCUUUGCGCCUAGUGGUUCGUGACAGCUUCGACACUUGUUCGACAGCUUCAGCCUCAGCGAGCUCGCUUCAGUCAGAAUGGAUGCUACAGUUUAUCACCAGCUACACACUUUCUUUGACUGAAGCAGAACGCCAGAUAGUCGAGAGAAUGUCGCCCCCAGUUUCACGAUAAAGGUUCCUCCAACUAGCUUAAUUUAAAAAUUGCAACAUAGUUAUAAAAGGCUUGAAUGAAUGUGAAUAUUUCAUUGUUGAAAUCUAAAGCUGAAAUUCAUUGUCUAUCAUGUCACAACACCAGCUGGUUUCUGAAAUCGAUCGGUCAUUUAAAUCAAGUUUUUGAGGUGACAUAAAUUUUCAUGGAUUGGGUAGGUAGCAAUCGGAACAACUAACUGCUGUAAAAGGCAUUGAAAUAUGAGGAGAAGAAGUGACAUACGUUUCGCACAUGCACAGUACAAAUCAGGUUUCCGGGACAGAUCAGGUUUCAGGUGGGUUUCUGUUUCCUGUGACUGAAGCCGGACUAGCCGACCCCAAUCACUUCUGGUCUGUGCGAAACUAAGCUAAGUUGCUUCUUGCUCCAGUGAAGGCGAGGUUUACAUUGUGUGAUUUUAUAAAUAUGGUGGAAAAUAAACUCACACUGCAGGGGAAGUAUUUACAAUGCAGAAGUUAAACUUGUGGUAGAGCUGUUGUGCUCAACUCCAUCAGCUAGCAUAGGUGUUUAUAAUAAGGUGACCAGACACAGACAACAAAUUGGUACUACUUAGUAGCAGCGCAUGCCCCCUGUAAUAACCCCCCAUUAAAACUGUUGUUCAGAGCUGCAUGCAACAAGCUUACUUGCGCUUCCUACCGACUCAGAUACCGCAAUAACCAUUGUUUUAGUCCAAAUGCAACCUUUUUUUUUCUCAUUAAUGAAACACUUAAAUCGAGGACAUUUCCGGGGUCAGCUUUAGCCGGGGACAGGUCAUCCAAAACGGGUAAUGUCCCUGGAAAUCAUGGACGUCUGGUCAUCUUAGGUUAUAAACUCCCCUGGACAAAGCCGGACAGCCCCCCAAAAAAGAGGACAUGUCCGGGUAAAAGAGGACGUAUGGUCACGCUAACAGCGAAAAAGAAAAAAAAAUAGACAGGGUGGAGGAUUUCUUCUUCUCCUCUCUCGUGGUAAUGAUGCCAACAGUAAUGCACAUGGACACUUUAUUCACCUUGGUGUAAAGUGACAUAUCUGCAGUCAUCUGUUUCGAGCACGUUUGAGAAAAUUCCUGCUGAUUUCUCGGAGUAUGAGAUCCAUUUAAACAUCGUCUCAUACAUGACGUCAGCCGUUUGGCCUGGUUACCGUCUCCUCUCCGCUCAGGCCCGUCUGAUUGCUCUUUAAGGUUCGGAGGAAAUCUGUCUCCGAGCAACAUUUCUCAUGUUGUCCAAAAUACAGCGAAGAGAAAUCAUGUUUGUGUCCAUGUGAGCCUCAGAUCGUCUGAUAGGAGGUGGGGAGUGGGCCAUGAGACCUUCAGCGUCGGACUCGCCCGCUGAUAAUUGCUCGCGAGUCCUUGGGUCAAAGUUACAUUUGAGCCAGAGAGCGUCUUGCCUUUGUCUUGGAGAUGUCUGAGCAGCCACACAGCUGAAUUAUGGGUCCUGAGAUAAGACAAAUCAAGCGCUCUUUGUGUUUGUCCAAAUAUUUGAAACAUUUUUCAUGGCGAGUUGGCUCAGGCUCACCGCUGGGCCACUCCGAGGACUCCGCUGCUGCUGCUGCUGCUGCUGCUGCUCAGUGUACACCUUCUCUCCCUCCGCACUAACAACUCCAUCUUUUUUGGCAGAGUUUGCACUCCCCUCAAAUCCUUUUAGACCUUAAAUAUAUUUAAAGCAGCUGCAAAGCCAACAACCAUUACUGCUGUCAGAGCGAGGGCCGUCUUCCAGCAGCCCAGCAGAAUCCCCUCACUAAUAGAUCAUGAGUCAAGAUCAGGGGGGAGGAGGAUUCCUGGAUGCGGUUUGGCUGCUGUGAUGCUUAAUCAAUGUUGAACUUGUCCUCAGCUGCAGAUGGAUGACUUAAAUAAAAUCCUCUAUAGGUCGCGCUUCAGAGGGAAACUGCUCAUUACAGAAAAACACACAGCAGCCAGUCUGUGUUUGAGGAGCGGAGAACUGUUAACGGGCACAAGUGACCCAUGAGUCCAAUUUGUACUUUAGUUUGGCAUAAUCUCACACUGAGCUCAAAGCAGCCUUUGUUCAGACGGAGUGAAGAAAGCAGCUAAGAAGAGAGAGAGACGCUUUAACUCCAGCAGCCUGCACAAGUGUCUUUUUAAUGUUACGCAGAAUAAUAAUGUUACACACUGUCACUUAACUCCUCAUGUUUCUGUGUUUGUCGUUGCAGUGGCUGAUCGGAGACAGAGACAGUCACUGCGGCGUCAUCUGCUCGCGGACGCAGGGGAAGCCGGUGUGCGGCUCAGACGGGCGGAGCUAUGAGACCGGCUGUGAGCUGCAGAGGGCGCGCUGCAAAGAUAAAACGCUGACACUCGCACACCGCGGACGGUGUCGAGGUGAGAACUCAUGUCUGUUAGAGUUUGUGUGUGCUGCAAAAGUACGAAUGCAUGAUAUUGAUAACAGCAGAUAUUAACAAUGCCAAAAAGUGAUGCGUUUAUUAUGUGCAUGCAAUAACAGUUUACAUAUUUAUAUUUAUAGUUGUGAAACAUUAUUGAUUGUCUACAUUAGAAAAAUACUGAUAUAUUUCACCAUCUGUAGGAGAAUCACAUUUUUUUUGUCGUCGUUUGUUUCCAAAAUCCUUUAGAGUGAAAAAAGCCUGAAUAUCUCAAAAAAAGUUUAAAAAUAUCGACAUUCUGGAUAUCUGCAUAAAUACGAUAUUGUGCACCCCUAUGCUAACGUACAAAGAGGCAUUUAAGACGGCUAAGAGCGGCUGAAGGAAACUCUGAUUAGAAAUACAACUUUCUUUAAAUGUUAGCAGACGCAGUCGAGACGUAAAAACUUUCUUCAUACUCCUCCUGCAGUGCUGAUCAACAGUUAUCGUAGUAAACAGUUAGAAUUACACAAUAAUAUACAAAGUCCUGUUUGAAUUUCAUUGCAUUUACGAAAAUCUUCUGCUGAAUCAGACAAACUAAUGAAACAAGAAUAACGUGUUUGAGCAGCUGCAGAGUCGAAUCACCUGGUUCAGUUUUUAACGGCUUUCAGCAGAACCAGAUGGUAAUAAAGUAAUAUGAUAAUAAUAAUUAUGUUCAAGUUACUGUGUAAUUACCUGUAUUGAAUAAUCAUUUUGUUUUUAUUAACUUUAAACAAGUUUUUUUUACAUCUACAUAAGGAGCCGAUCCUCUUCCACAGAGGCAGUUAAAUCAUAGCGCCGAAUUAUUACCACAGCAGAGAGGUCAGACGUGGUUUUGGUUUUAGUGAGUGACAGUAUGAAAUGUAAGGAAAGGCGAAUCUGGUGGUAAAAAGAUCAUAAUUAUCAGCAUCACAGCAGCUUUUUGUUCUCUAAGGUUUCCGUCAUUUCACCUACGAGAGGGGUGAGCGAGACAGCGUUUAAAUCUAGAAUCUGAAUUUCUAUACUCUGUACCUUUAACUUGAUAUUUGUUCGCUGCUUGGUAAUGUUUAACAGGAAUCCUGAUGAAUAUCCAGGAAUUAAUUAAUCAAUCCUAAAGUUUUUCAAACCUCUGUGCCGUUUCUUUUUGUUCUCAGGGAAAACCUGGCCGAAAAUCGAUCAGUUGCCGGUCGCUCCAGCACCGACUUCCUCAUCUGAAGGGAGAGACCUGGAGCCUAAAGGUAAAGACAAGGAGGUCCUACGAACAGGGACCGGUACUGAGAGGUGGAUUAAUAUAAAAAAGUAGAUGAUACAUCCUGAGUGAUUUUCAAAAUAAAACACUAAAAAAACAGAAUUUGAAAGUCUGAAAUUAUCUAAAAAAACACUGCAAAGAAAAGUUAUCAGAAGUUGAAACUGGAACAUUUGAUCUGUAAAGUUUUAACAACACAGGAUAGUUGUAAUCUUCACUAAAAACAACCAUGACUCUGUAGUAGAAGUCACUGCAUGAGUUUAAACUCGCCUCCUAAAACAGCCGUCUGUAGACAGAACAGGUUAAACCUGCACCACCAUGUGAAUGAGGAACUUUAGAUGAACACGAUCCAGAUCCAGAUCUGGGCUCCAGCUCAUUUCAGAGGUGAGGUUGAAAACUGUCCUGUGGUCGGAAGACUCAAAGUUGUGCUGAGCGAUUUAAAGACGAGGUCAGCUUCGAUUUUUCAGUUUCAACAGUCGAUUUGUUGUUUUUGGACUCUUUUUUAAAACUCUUCUUUCUGAUUUACGAACCUUCAAAUUCUGUUUUUAUUCACAUUUUAUGAAGCGUACCAACUUUUAGGACAAGGUUGUACAUCUCACUCCUUCUCGGACUGAACGUACGAUAAACUCGAGGCUGUUUCAUGAACUCUUAUGUCCCAUGCAGUCUACAUUUGUGCAGGUUACAGAUGUGCAGGAUUGAGAUCAAACACUUGCACAUAUUAGAGAUGAUUGAAGUCAUCCAGGUCAAAGUAUUCCGGUGUGAAUGAGGCUUCAGGAAGUGAAAGAUGGCUCUGUUUCACUGAGAGCAUGUUUAAGAUGUUGCAGCAUGAAGACAGGAAACGUGGAGCGGACCGGGAAGAUGUCUUUCAUUUUCCGCCUCUCUGUAGGCGUGUAAGUUUUUACAGACGGGGAUCACACACUUCCUCAGGCUCUGGAUGCCAGCCCCUCAACAACAGCAGAGAUUGAUAGGUCUGGAGUCAAGGUUGGAACUUGGCAUUUCCCCCUCCUUCUUUCUCUUCAGCCCCACUGUCCAUGAGGAAAACAAGCGUCCCAACCAGAUCCAUUUUUGGAGCGAAGUUUCUUCCCUCUGUAUGGUUAUGCGUGGUUAUGUUUCAUAAUGACGGCGGCGUGCCAAAGGAAAGGAGAGCCGGGCAGAGCUCACACAGCCUGUGCAGAUGCAGCAGGUCUGCUUUGUUGUAAUGAAACUGCUGCUUUAUUUGAGCAGGCAGUUCACGAACCGAUCCUUGUUUACAACGGCAGAACCGGGCCAAAGCUCUGCGAGGUGUGCGUGAGAUCCAGAUUAAACACAACAGAUCAAUUUGACUACAAGACGAGCGGAUCGCAAACAGGCACAAGGAGCGAUCUCAAACAACAAACACACAAACAUUAUGAUAGUCAGACCUGCUCUUUUAUUUUCACUGUGCUGCUGUGAAAAAAUAAAAACAACAACAGGAGGACGACGACCAACACACAAGGAGAAGAUCUCAACCUGAGGGAGUCUGUCCCUGUAGGUGAAGGUCCACUACACUUAAAUACACGUUGUCCUUUCCUAUAUGUGAACUUGAGUCAUCCUCCAUGCUGCAGAGUCAAGAUGUCAAAGCCAACUGCUCUGUGAUUGGUUGAAAUUGGACACAAAUGUCUGUUUUCAAUCACAACUCCAAAGAAGUCUGUGGUUGUGUUUUUAUUUAUAACAAAGUGCAGGAUACAGUCAGUGUGAUUUUGUUUGACCUGCUUCAACAUAAAGUCAUGAAUAAAAGGCAAGAAAGUGGGAAUAACAAACAUGCUGUUAUCACCGUUUAAAGGGAUAUUCCGGCGUAAAAUUAAGUUAUGGUCAAACACAUUGUAACACAGAGUUGGACACCCCCUCCAGAGAUGAAUGUUGUCGACCGCUUGCUUCUCAAGUUAAACCAACUUUAGUAACGACCGCAGGAUAGCAAUACACAGAGCCACGCCCUCAACCAAAACGCCGCUCUAUAGCCACAAAUAAUGCUCAGAACAGCACCUAACUUCAUCAACAGGACAUAUAGGGUCACAGACAUAGUACUAGACACCAAACAUCUUUUUAACUUUGACUCAUUUCUUUAGCAAAGAGACUAAACACAACUCACCUACUCUCUUCCAGCAGCCACUUGUUUGUAGCAAGACCUCAGGCCAGUCCAUUACCGACUACAGCGGGGUGACGCAGCUCAAGGAAGAACAUUUAUGAUUAUUUCUUUAUGGAAAUACAAUCAGACCGAGACGCUAAGGCAAGAGACCUACCAUGUCUGCCGUGUGCAUACAGGAUACACAAGAACUCUAAUUGUGUUUCCAUGAAGUUGUAAUCAUAAUCGUUCUUCUUUGAGCUGCGAAACUCCUCUGCACUCAGUGAUCGACUCGUCAGGUCUCCCCCACAAACAAUCAGCUUAGUUGAGGUUUGCACGUCAAGAUGUAGACAGCUAUGUAUUGCUAUCGUGCGGUCGUUACUAGGAUCAGAUGUGGAGCGUGUUGGUGAGGUUUCUGCUGGAGAGCCCGCCAUGGUUGAAAUGAUCUGACAUAUCUUUCAGACAACAGUACAGUCUCAGCUCAUCUACUAUUUAUAGAAGAAUUAAGAAGUCUGACGGCUGCGGGUCAAAAGAUCUUCUGAAUCUCUCCGUCCUUUGAAGAUGACCAAGAUGCUGAACUCUGCAUCACACGAGACGAGGAACAUUCCCAGAACCGACUGUUCCUGUCAUCUCCAGUGACAGAAACAGUCAAUUUUCCUCAUGAAACACACGUUAGUUUUUGUGUUGUGGUGCUUUAAAUGGCGAGUCCAAAUUCAAAACAGCCGAGAACACAAACAAACAGACAGACAGACAGACAGACAGACAGACCGACUGGUGAAGGCAGCAGUAGACCAGCAACUUAAAUCCUCCGUGGAGUGAAAUGACUGUUUUUGUCAGUGGAGUCUGGUGGAUUUGGUUUACAGUCGACGAGGUUGAAGUUAGAUCUGCUUAAAAAGAGUCUCAGUUUGAUAUCAGGAGUUUUCCGGUGACUCGAGUCCUCGGCCUGUUUUCAUCCGUCCCUCGUCGUCGGACACGAGCAGCACAAUGUGUAAAGACUCUUGUUUUGGUAAGGCUAAAUAUACUCCAGGUCUGGGUUUAUAAAUUCAUGUAAUCACGUCUGUCCUCCUCGGUGACUUCAUCACACCGCUCUGGCUCGGUCCCUCUUUUCUCUGGAGGAGACGACAUGUCUGUCUCCUCUCAGGUCCAGGGACGACUUUUUUUAACUUUUAUUUAUCCAGGCGGAAAGUUAGCCAACAGUGGAGGACUGCGGUCGCACUGGUCAGCUCCUCGGUGUGGAGACACACACACACUCUUUAGAGGCAUGAGUGCAAUAAAAACAGUAGUUGCUGAUGGGAUUUUGAACCGUUGACUGGCUGGUGUGAAGCCCACUCGGUUCUCCGACCUUUCAGCCACUUCCACCUCCGUCCCCCGAGAGCCGACCUGGCUCAUCAGAGCUGCAGGAACACAGGCUCAGUUUCCACUUUGUGAAGAACAUGACGCACUCCUCGGCACUAACAAUGCGGCGCUCAUAGACGACUCCUGGCACCGCGAGUGGUCAGUGUCGAGGAAUGUGUUAUUUUAGUAUUUUUCAAAUGGUGUAAUAAAAGGUCUUUGACUCUCCUGAGCUGGAAAAACGGCUCAAACCUAUGAUUUGAGAGAAAGAGUGAAGAAACGAGUCCAGCGCUGAGUUCUCGACGUACAUCCAUCACCGAGGUGCUCUCAGGCGUGGAGAUAAUUUGGUCUUUCUUCUGGUCGCAUGUUUUCUUUCUUGGGCACUUAAAUGGAAUUAUUUGAACUUACCUGUGCAGGUGAAGGUAGACGAACAGACAGUGUGAAUACUAAUAAAUAAUCUUACGUCUGAUCUGUUGCAGAAGGAAGUCAGUCCAAGUGUCGAGUCGAGAGGAGCCAGGCUCUAGAACAAGCCAGGAGACCUCAGGAGUCCAUGUUCGUCCCAGAAUGCAACGAGGACGGGACCUUUGCCCAGGUACGUCUUUGUCCCUCUCUUUUUUUUUCAUAAAACUCUGAUCCUUUCUCUGUGACUUACCUUUCUGCCUCUGCAGGUCCAGUGCCAUACUCUGACAGGGUACUGCUGGUGUGUCACCAGUGACGGCAAACCAGUGAGCGGCUCCUCGGUGCACAACAGGACCCCCGUGUGUUCAGGUACUGGUGGUAAAGCAGGACGGCAGCCUGUGGAGGACAUUUAGAGUUUUUAAAGGGUCAUUUUAAUCUACGAGGUUCCUGAUAGGUCAUUUCUGAUCAAACAUCCGUCACCUCUCAGCAGAGUGAACAUUAGGCUGUGAAUACAGAGUUUUGAGAUCAAGCAGCUCCUGAUCAGCUGGAUGAAUUUCUGGCAUGUUAGAAAUUUGGGUCAGCAGACUGUGUCCUCUCCCUCAGUGACAGCAGAGCUAACUCAGCUUCAGGCCUUUUUUUUUACCUGACUGAAACAGGUUGCAUGAUGCAGACCUAAAUGUGAAGUGAUUCUGAGCCCAUGCAGUGAAUUCCACUCCAGAGUCGAGUCUGUUUUCAAUGCAAAGUGUCCUGAGAGACUUUUGGUUACAGUUAAACUGAUCUCUCACCGUUCUCUGGGCACAUGUGGUGCAGAGCAGGUGCAAGGUCAACGAGGAGGCUAAUGGCCAUACAUCCAGGGGCCUCUCAGCACCCCCGUCCUCCUCACACUGAGCCUGAGGAGAGAGAGAGAGAGAGAGAGAGAGAGAGAGAGAGAGAGAGAGAGAGAGAGAGAGAGGGAGCGGUCUGGGCUCACUGGUCCUGGAUGGGAACACUUUCUGAUAAUCACCAUCAUUUUCCCUCAGAAGAUAAUACUCAGGGCUCUCUGCCAGAAUCAGAUUGCUCAGCCACUGGAGCAUAUGGUGUAAAUUUUGUGUGGAGAGUGUGGUGAAAGUGGUCGCAUGCCCCUGUGGAGCUGCCGUAACGGACCGCCAGAGGCUUCCCGCUCUCUCUUUAUCUCUCUCUCUCUUUCUCUCUCUUUCUGCUUUCAUCUCCUUUUCUCUGUUUCCACUUGUUCCACUAAUCGCCUGUUUAGCACCUGCUGAGUUUCAGGACUCUGAAUAGAGUCUCAGUGAAGUUUUUUGUUUUAAUUGAUGCAGGGGAGCAUCACUGAGUCCUACGAAAGAGGAUCAGGGCCACAAGAAGAGAAAAAAAUAAUUACAGGAAGCAGAUUUUUUUGAUUUCCAUUUCGAGAUUAAAGCCGAAAUUUAAAAAGCAAAAUGAAAAGAAACCAUUUUGCACGAAAGCGGCAACCUCGUAAUCUUGGCACUGUCUUUUCAGAGUCUGAAUACUUACGAUCACACGCUGUGUUUGUGAGCUAAAAGAGCAAGAAUUUCCUUAUUACUAAAUCCAGUUCUUAAGUCCAGCAAACUCUUCUACAGAGGACAUGUCGAGUGACGAGUGACAAUGCUGUUGAUUUAUUAUCAUUAAUCUCAACAUUACGACUUUAUUCAUGAAAUUUCGUCUUUAUUUGUGACAACUUUAGUCUCAUAGUUUUAACUUUAAUCUCCAAACUUUGACUUUAAUCUCAAAAUUUUAAUUUUUUAUCUUGAAAUUUCGACAUUAUUCACAACAUUUUGUAAUCGCAAAAUUUCGACUUUAAUCUCACAAUUUCAAAUUUGAUCUCAAAAUUUUAAUUUAAUUCACAAAAUUUCAACAUGUCGACUUUAAUCUCGAAAUUUCAACUUUAAUCUCAAACUUUUAUGUUUUAAUCUCGAAAUUCCGACAUUGUUCACAACAUUUUUGAUAUUUCGUAAUUUUGAAAUUUUGACUUUGACAUAAUUUCAAUUUUUUUAAUCUCAAAAUUUCGACUCUAACCUGAAAAUUUCAACUUUAAUCUCCUUCCUGCAGUUAUUUAUUUUCUCUUCAUGUGGCCCUAAUCCUCUUCCGUAGAGUCCACUCUAACUUUAAUAGUCCAUCCUCAGAUCUGCCCAUAAUGUUAGCAUUAAGUCGCUGUAGGUUAAAUCUGGAACUUUGAGUCGUUAGUUGGUCAGUCUGGUUAAAACUAAAGGGAGACCAGCUUAUUCACUUAUCAUAGAGUUUUGGCCCAAAGCUGUCAAGUGUUGAGUUUCUUGCAUGUGAGCUUUCACGGCUGUCUGCUGCUCGAGAUCAUAAAUGAAAAUAUCUUCAUGUUUUUGUCCUUCGAUGUGAAAAUGUCGCUCUGCUGCGUCUUUCUGUGCUCCCAUUGGCUGUUUUCCAUCACUUUGUUUAAAAUAUUGCUGUGUUCGAAAUUACGUCACACCCGAGUUCAGAGCGUUUCAGUUAUCAAGUCGAAAAAAAGCAAAAUUGUAGGCGGAAACAAGAUGGCUACAUCUAUGAAAGAGGAUGCUAAAAUAACUUAAAAUAUCUAAAAUGACAAGCGCUAAAAUAACUUUCGUAGAUGUAGCCAUCUUGUUUCCGAUUUUGCUUUUUUCUGACUUGGUAACUGAAACUCUGGUAACUCGGGUGUGACGUCAUUCCCAACUCCAACAUCUGACGUCUGAGGUAACUCCAACGCAGCUUUAGAUCACACAUAUUCAUGGUUGAUUCCCCAAAUAUAGAAAAUCCACUAGAUGUUCAGGCUGAUUCUGGUCCUGAUUCAAAGCCUCGUUCAUCUGAACCAAAUCUCAGUUUAGAUCCCCUCCUUUUAAACAUGUUAGUAAACAUCCGUAUGUCUAGUUUGUGUCCUGCAUAAGAUCCGAUAUCUUCAUUGUUUCUUGCAAAGGUAUGUACGCCAUUGGAGCGCCAAUACGGACACAAAAACCUGCUACUACAGUCGUACACGCCCGACCCGUCCUCCCUCUCGGCUCAUGACAAAUCACUUUUACUGACGUGUUUGGACUCCCCUGUUCACUGUGACCCAAAUCAAUCAUCUCACAUACGUUUGCAGGAAACUUCCGUGAAUUUAUGGGAACUCAUGCUGGGACAAGUGGAUUGUCAGGUAGUAAAUUUCCUGUUUCCAGUUGACUCUAAAUUUCCCCCCUUUGUGCUUGUCUAUUGUAAUUGGUUGCCCUCUCUGAUAAUAAUAAAAACUCUUUUGCUCCUCGCAUCCGUGCAUGAGACCGACUUCCUGCAUGCACCAAAUAUAAGUUUAAUAUAAUCGGGGAAUGUGCUACCCUCUCAGUCUCCACGGGUGUUUGUUAAGAUGAUGCAACACGCCGGACGUGUGCCUGCGAGCAAAUACUAACGGAAUGAUCAAAUUAAGAAUGUGUUCAUCGAACCGACAAACUCCUGCAUCUAACUCGGAGUUUGGAGGUGAAUGGGAUGGAUCAUCUGUGGAGGGGUGUUUCCAAACAUUCAAUCUUCAUUUUGAAUCUCAUCAAAAGCUCAAACCAUAUUAAUAAUCAGGUUUAUUUUUGGUAAUUUUAGAUGAUUUCUCCACUUUAAAUGGAUCGCCUACAUGUCUAAAUCUCUGAAUGUUUUGGUGGUGCUGUCUAGUCUUUACUUCGCACAUGUUAUGUCUUUUUUUUGUCCCUUCCAGGGUCAGUAACCGAUAAACCACCUGGGCCACCGAACUCUGGUAGGAAAGGUGAGUCGAGCUCUGCUGCAGGUUGUGCGUGCGUGCAUGUGAGCGUUUCUAUUUGUGUGAAAGAGACAGUAAGCGAGCGCCAGUUCAGAAUGUCUUUUGACCCGAUUUUGUUCGAUUGGAUCCGUGCAAAGUCCACGUUUGUGCAGAGCAGUGAUGGAGAUCUGCGCUGAAUGACAGCAUCUCUCAGAACCAGAACUCCCCCGCCUCUGUUUUUGCAUGCGAGUUUAACGGCGUGCUCUUGAAAUUUGCCCCGUAGACAAAACUUCAGCGUAGCUAAUCCUCCGAUAUUCAAAUAUUUGCAGAGAUAUCUUCCUCGGACAAAUCAGACAAGUAGCUUCUCCGCCUCAGACGCAGAAUACAAACGGGAUUUCUCUGCUUUAACUGUUUCAGGGUGGAGUAACAACGACAACAACAUCACAGUGUUUGCAGUGAGAGUUUAUAGACGUGUUAAAUCUCUCCAAAUCCAAGUUUUACAUGCAAACACGUGUCAAGCCAUAACCACUCUACGUCUUUCUACAGAGCUAGGAUGUGUAGAUGCAGUAGACUCGUGUUGUUGGUGGUAGGGUCAUCAGACAGUGAAGUCGAGCUUUGAUUUCUGAUGUUUACAAUAAUUGUGUUUUUCCUCCUCACAGUUUGUAGCUCACAGUCCAGACCUGGAUCAAACAUUAAUUGAGAAAUCCUGUAAGUUACAGAAUGUGUUUCAACAUGCCCAGCAUGCAUCACCAGUCUGUUUUUUUUUUUUUUUUUUUACAAACAGGAGAGAUUUAUGGAGAAUAAAUCAGAAAAGUUCACGUACUAAACUGAAUCAUAUUUGCAGGAAGCUUUAAACAAAUACUGGUCCAUGAGCCAGGUUUGCACUUGUCUGAGACUAAUCUAGCAGCUGAUCUACAACCCCGGUUCUCAAAGACGGAGGGAGUCUGUGUGAAGUGUUCAUGACACGAGGAACUUAUGAAAAACGAUUUGAUGCCAGCAACACUUUGAAAAAGACGAGACAAGUUUAUUUUAACGGUGCAAAAAAGUUUGGGAACCAAGGAGACCAGGUCCUGGAGUUUGGACUGACUCCGAGAGGACCCUCUUCUAGGGCUGCACGAUGUUAGCCAAAAAUAAAAUCCAGAUUUAUUUUCUGAAAACUUGAUUUUGAUUUUUUAUUCAGUGCCAACUUCACCAAACUUCACUUUGAAAAUAAAAAGUUUUUCUAUCAUCUCUUAAAAUGUAACAACUAAAAAUGAUGUAGUUCAUAUGCCAAGCUAGUAAGUGGCGCUGUAACGCUGCACAAAAAAUUCACAAAAGACAGAAGAAGAGUACAGAGCGCGGGUAUAAAGGUUGUUUUAGCGCCAUAAAAGAGUUACGCUGUGUGUCACAUGAUCGUUUCCAGAGAUGCAGAUAGACAUCCACACAGAGAUGAAAUGGUCGUCAUUUAUGGAUUUAUGCACUCUCUGACCCGUAACUCUGACAGUAACUCCAGUGCAAAUAAGGAGAAAGAGGAGAUAAAUAAUAGAUAAAAUAAGUAAAAAUAAAGAGAUUUAAAAAAAAAAAAAGUAAAAAAAAUAAAAAAAUAAAGAGAUAAUAUAAAGAGAUGAAGAGGUGGGUGUGGGAAUUGGGGAGCGCUCCUGCAGGAGGGGGGAGCCUACGGUGGCCUGGAGGCGCAAGACGUGAUAGAGAGGGAAAUUGUUUUAAUUGUUUUAACAUCGUCAUUAUCAAAUUAUCUGAUUACGAUUUAAAAUCAAUUAAUCGUGCAGCCCUACCCUCUCCCCUUCAGAACUGAGAACUCUGUAUCCAUGAUUUUCAGUUUUAAACGUCCCUAAAGAGCUGCUGCUAUUUCUGGAUCAUGUUUACAAAUAUUUCCCCUCUUUGCACGGCAGAGUUUGAGCCAUGCAGCGACUUCCACUACAGAGUCAUGUCUGUUUUUAGUGAUAUGUGGCCUCAGGGCUCCCUGUCCUAACAUUGAUACCUGUUUUGAGCAUCAGAUGUAAAAUCAACACACACUUUUAUAUAUUUUCCACUUUAUAUUUUCCAAUAUUUGUUAUUUUGUCUUUGGACUAGUAAGAAGCAUUUUUUAAACUUUUUCAUCAACAUUUCACACAUCAUCCGUCUGUUUUUGGAUCGGGGUUGUAUUUCAUUCAAAGAUGAAUCGAUCAGCUCAGUUUGAAUUGAAGUGUUUUUAGCAUCUAUAGUCGGGCUCCGGUCCUCUGGGGUUUGCUUUUAAUUGGCUUAUUUCCUAAAGGCUGUUCCAGACGCUGCAGAGCUGCACACGGGUGAGUAUUUUAGAGAAGCUGAGUUUGCUGAACAGAACUGAAGAUUACACCGAGAGGACCCUGAGUGUUUCAGACGGUCUGCAUAGUUCCUCUAUCUUCUUCUGCGGCAGUAUAAACAGUUUCCCUCUUGGGCUGAAACAUUCAGUGUUUUUGUUUGAUAGUAAACUUUGAUACCGCCUGAAACGGUUUUAUUUCAUAUGGGUGAGAGCCAAACACCAGACAUGCUUGUUUUUUAUUUAUCAAAUCCUUAAUCCUGACAAAUUUAUCAGGGAGAUCAAAUCUAUCUACUCUCUGUUUGUAUAAAGAUUUCCACGUUAUUAAGACAGCGGGUGAGAGUCAGGGCAGCGAGAAUGAGAUGUUCCUCACGGUUCUUCACCACAUUACUUCUCAGAUAAUCUGGAUUUCGAUUUUUGAGUAAUUCUCAUGGACGAAACUGCAAGUCACAGACAAUUUCUCAUGUGAUGCUGGAGCUACAAUUAUGGUCAGAGUGUGGAUACUUCAGAGCCCGCAGUGAUCUCCACCGAGUCUGAGUCGUUGAGACGUUAUAGUGGACGGCACUGUGGGCAGACAAACCCACGAAAACACUGAACCAUCAUCGGCAUUGUCUUAUUUUGACACAGAGAUGAUGAAGUUCACAUAAUCUUCACCUCAGUGUUUGGAGAAGUAGUGGGUGGGCCUUUCUGUCCCCAUCAACAUGAACUACACCUGCACCACCGCGCUCAUGCGGGUCCUGAUGGGUGCAGGGUUGGUGCUCAUGUGAGUGUAUGCAUGCGCGUGUGUGUGUCUGAGUGUGUGUGUGUUUGCUGAUGUUGGUGUGAGGGUGUCAGAGUUGAUUUAUAGAUAUGUGUGUGUGUGUGUAGAACCACAUGUGGGUGGUCGUCCUCUGUUUCUCUCUCUCUCUCUCUCUCUCUCUCUCUCUCUCUCUCUCUCUCUCUAUAUUCUCUGUCUUGGCCGGGCCAUGUGCAAAUCCCAACCAUUCAACACUUCUGGAGAGUAGAUUGUAUUAACCUCAAUAAUGGUAGUCUCUUUCCGUUUCUUUCUCACCCUCAACCCAGAUGACGGCUCCAAGCCCACACCCACCAUGGAGACCCACGUCCCCCCUGAGGGUGAUGGUAAGCCCCGUUUGUUGACCCUUCUACCUGCUGUUCUUAAUUCAAUCGAGGGAGACAGAUCGGUUGGGAUAGAGAUGGAUGGUAGGGCUGGGCGGUACGUCCUAAAUAUAAAGUUUCUGGGUGUUUUUGGUGGUAGCAGCAGAUAAGUAGGGUUGGGUAUCGUUUGAUUUUAAACAAUUCUGGUUCCGAUUCCAAUUCCGGUUCCUAACGAUUCUCGAUUCCGAUUCUUUUAAAAUGCAGGAUAUAUAUAUAUAUAAAAAAUGCUACGUUUAAAUGAGGGUGCUAACCAGAAUUCUUCUUUUUGGAUGAAAUUUCAGAACUUCUCCAUGAAUUUUUAAAUUUUAUUAACUUUUUAAGAACUUUACUUUGAAUUUCUCACAUUUUCAACCAGUAAAUAAAUAUAAAUUUUUGUUGUCAGGUUGUUUGUCUAUGAAAAAGUAAAAAAGGACUAACGUUAGUUGGAUAUAUAAGUUGACCCACCAUACACAGUACAAUUUGUUUGUUGCUUCAAUGUUCGCAGAAGACAGAAGUCAUUUAUCGUCUGACUUACCUGAUUCUGGCUGGUUAGCGGAAGACAGACGAAGCGCGUCAAGGACAGGCACUCAUGUUGGUCGUUCACCCUCCUUUACAUGAUCUGAUGUGAUAAGAGUUCGUUCUUCCUGCUGGAGUUAGCCAAACUUUUGACUGCCGCCGCUGUGGGUUGCAACGCAAUCUCGCUCUCUCUCUCUGUCUCUCUUCUCUCUCUGUGUGGUUUCGUCUCGUACGCUUCGUCCUUGUUGGUGUUCGGCGGCUAUUUCUUCCGGUCGGCGGACUCCGGCAUUGAAACUUGGAAUCGGAAUGUUAGUCUCAGUCCCCAUCGAUGCUCAAGACCUGAUGCCCAACCCUACAGAUGAGAGUCUAACAUGAAUCUGGUUCUGCUCGAGGUUUCUGCCUCUUGAAGGAGUUUUUUUUCUUGCAUAAUACUGUUUCGCUCAUGGUGGAUUAAGACGGGAUGAGAGUUGGCCUGAUCUUACUCAACCUUAUCUUCCUUUGUUUCGUCUCUUUGUGGAUCUUUGGCUGUUUUAGAUGUUCAAACAAACUUGGCGUGUUUCUAAUUUUAGUUGUAGCAGCUUUUGAGCCAGUUUUAGUUUGGACCUGGUACCACCAAACUGGACCAGUUCCUAAUGACAGCAUUUUUACUGGAACAAAUUCUUCAUAAACACUAGCAGUCAUGUUUUUGUCGCUGUUAGUGUUUCUAUAGGAACUAAACAAGUGUAAAGGGUGUGAAGACAGAUAACGAGGAUGUCUUAGAAACAUGCGUUGAUCUAGUUUAUCGCCCAAAGUUGAGUUAAUCUGAUAAAUGGGUCCCCACCUUGAACGGCUACUAUGGAGUGUCCCCACAAAUAUGAAUGAGUACUUUCGUUUUUUAUUUUUUCUCGAAGGGAAAAUUUGGCUCACUGAUUUUCUGCUCAUUUAUCUUUAAAGCUGUCGGACAGAUUGUUCCAGCGUUUGUAUAAAAUUUCAGGGUGUCAAGAUUUGAACCAUCAAACUCAAGAUGGUAUUCCUUAAAAAUACACCACAAUACCGAGCGGAAAACACAAGCGGCCAAAAAUACAGCAUGACAAAUGUGAAGCUUUUGGAAAUAUUCGGAUUUGGAUGUGGUUUUGAGUUUUGGUUUAGUGAGGAAAGUUUGGCUGUGCGAGUCAAAAAUGCAGCUGUUGAUGAAUGGAGUUAAACAAAGCUUGGCAGAGGUGAAUUCUCUUUCAUCUUAUUGAUGCGUCUCUCUUUGUCUUCCUGUCACAGCAGAGAUUACCGCUCCAACGCUGUGGAUAAAACAGCUGGUUUAUAAGGAGAAUAAACAGAACAGCUCCAGCUCCAGGAAGCAAGGUAAGAGAGAGAAACGCUGCCUCAUUCACAGAACGUUUAACAGAAAUAUACUCAGAUUAAAUGAGUGAAGCCGGCCUGGGAUAAACCACAAUCUCAUCUUGGUACAUCCACCUGCUUAACCAUCACAAGGAUGUAAAUACUGGCCACAACCAGACAACCAGACUUUUGGAAAUCAUGCUGACCCGGCCAAGAAUUCGAUAUUCAGGCCAAGGUCAGAGAAAUUCAAAUAUUUGCUUAAUGAUUCCGCAACCGGAUGUUAGGGACUGGUUCUCAGUACCCAAUCCUAGUUAUGACCAUGAUGGGCUGUUUUAAUAAAAUUUGAUUGAAAGUUGGCCUCUACAAAAAACACAAAAUAACCGUUUUUCAUGAAUGUUCAUUGUGAGUGUAAAGUCAGGCUCUCUCCUCCACACAAUAGAGCUCACAGACACUCGAUUGUAGCACCAGAUUUCUUGGUAAUGGACUGAUGGUGGAGGAAGCUGUGGUCAGGGCAGAACUGAGGAUUGAAUUUUAGAUGAGCUGUUCUCUUUGACAGCUCUUUGAGACUUCAUAGAAAAAAAAAACAGUUUCCUGCUUUCAAUUAGCAUCCGCUGUCCUUAAAGUUCGAGUGACGAGGCCGCCUGAGGAGAGAUGUAACAGCGUAUGACGCAUAAGUAAUGUAUGUGUAUGCAUCUGCAGCUGUAUGUGAUUGCACACAGUAUGUGUAUGCACAUGUGUAUCCGAAGGAGAUUAUGCUGAGUAGGUGUUUUCAAUAUGAUCAACGUGUUCCUCAAAGCAUGAAGUCUUCGUCACUGGUUGCGUGGUAUAUUGUUUCAUGAUGCUCCAAAUGUCGUCAGUAAGUGACAAGUCAGGACCGCAUCAGACCAGUUUCUCAGCAGGACUCUUCUCCUACAGAGCCAUGUUGUCAGAAUGUGGUUUGAGAUCAUAUGAAGGUCUUCCCUGAAAAUGUCUUUGUCUAGAUGUCAGCAGCUGUUGCCUCUAAACCUGGAGAUAUUGUUUAAACUGAGGAUGCAGCGUCUAUGAUUUCCAGUUCUUCGUUGAAAGGACAACUGGACUCACUCAAAACGUCUCAAGUGAGUUUAGUUGUCAACGCAAAGAUGCGAUUAGACGCUCCUACUACUCUGACGGCGUGAAUGACGCGAAUUGGAAAAUGUCUCAACUUAAGUGGAUAUUCUUGUCGCGAUAACCAAUCAGCACGAAGGUUGCCUGGUGACGUAUGAAAAUGGACGGUUGUUCUAGUGUAUCUAGAAUGGAGGACAAACUGAUCGUGUCGGUGUGUGGGUGCCCCGAAUUAUAUGACACCUUUUCUUUCGAUUACCGAAACCGGAAUAAAAAGGAGUUCACCUGAAGGCAAGUGAGCAGGGAGGUCGGAUUACCUGGUAAAUUGUAAAUGAAAAAACGUUGUCUAUCACUUGAUCCCGCCAGUGAAUUGGCAAGGAUUACCGUUGACGCGCGAAUAAAGCGAGUAAAUACUAUUCAUUCACGUGUCUGGAUUCAUGCAAAUUAAGCAAGAUGAUUUUACUCGCGCUUUGUGUGAGCGACCCAUUAGAAUGGGGUUGCAAAGUUUGUCACCACCAGCUCAGUUGACUUCUUGAGUUCGUAGGGAAAAGUCCAGGCAGAGUCCAGUGAGAAUUUUAGCUGUUUUAAGUUUUAAAAUUUUGGGUAAGUUUUAAGGAGCUUUGUCCCUGGAUGUUUGUGGAUAUAAAAGAUCUUUGUUUCUGGUUGUUUCAUUAUUGCAAAGAAGAGAAGAGUCCUGAGAAUUCAAACUUCUCCUCUCUGUCUUUUCCCUCUUCCAUGCUGGAAAACCUGAGUCCUCCUGUGAGCACAUAGGCAAGGUUAUUCAUUUUUGGCUCUCGGUGUCCGGAUACCCCAUAAUUAUGAUUUAGAGUGAUGCAGAGAUGGGGUUUGUGAAAACGUGUUUUCUUAGGCAAAGCAGUGCAAAGUCUAAUUUUCAAAGGGAUGCGUUGUUGCCAGACUUGGACAUGCUGUUGCUCCAGUGUUGUAAGGAGAGGAAGCGCUCUGUCAGGCAGCUCAUUUGUUCAAGCGUGUGGAGAACCAACUCGCUUACUUACUGUUUUUGGGCAAACAAAAGAAAAACUUCUUUUCAAAGGCCUGUAACGUGAGAGUGCCGAAAACCCCAGGAGCGAGUUUCUUCUGCUUUCCUCGUUCGGAGCAGAAUGCACUUGGUUUUUAUUUUACAGCACAAUAAGUGAUGACAGUGCAUUUAGUCAAGCUUGCAAUAAUGUGUUGAAAAGUAACACAAUCACUGUCAAAAAACCUCCCUCUCAUGUCUAGUUUUGGUCAUAAACACACCUACUUCAUACCUACUCCCAGAGUUCCCCUAUUACUAACAUUUCUGCUAUUUUAACUGCAGAGGAGGCCUGCGAGAGACAAUAUUGCAGUGAUUAGCCCACAGCUGAAAGCCAUUGGAGUGAAGCGGAGAGGAGAGAGCGCUGGUGAUGGUGGGGGUGGGUCCAGAGAGAGGGGGGUAUGAGGAUAGAGAGGAGCAGGAGAGGGAAGGAGAGAGAAGCUACAGAGUAUGAGUGCGAUGAUAAACUGUGCAGCACAGAGAGGAGAGAGAGAAAAAUAAAGAGAGGAUGAUUUAAAGUGAGAGGAAUAAAGUGAGAGAGGUCGAAGAUGCUGCAGACGAUCAUCUUUUCUUCAUUACCAGUUUGGCCAGAAAGAAAAUCACCAAAACAACAAGUAAAUUGUUAGAAAAGUCUCUGACAUCUACGUGUGUGGGGUUUUUGUUUUUUAGGUUUGCAUUUCUCAUCACUCGGUUCCUGCCAAAAGGAAGGGACAUCAAAUCGAAAAAGAAACAAAAAAUAAAAAAUAAAUAGAGCAGAAAUGCAAGGCAGGCAAAGAAGCGGUGGAUUGAGUUUCACUUCCACACCGAACUGAGAGGAUUACAUUACAAGUGUCCAGCCUUUUUCCAUUUAUAUGUAUAAAAACUAUUUUCUUUUGGGAAUCCUAGCGCCUGGCGCCAGCAUAACCUCUGUAUAAUAAACAGUGCUAAAUAAUUUGGAUGUGAAGGAGCCUUGGCGAGGAGCAGCGGCACGGCACGGCGCUAAGAACACUUGAGAGUGAGUCUCUGCAGGAGAAAAAGUUCUUUUGUGUAGGGACACGUUUAGUUUUCUGUUGGCAGACGUGAACAACCCUUACACACACACACACACCUCUCAUCCUGCUCGGCCAGGCCUGAGAUCUGCUGCUGAACCUGCCACAACUGACUUAAAGCUCCAGGGAGGAAUUUUUUAGCUGGUUGUGAAACAGACUGAAACUUUAAUUAACUCUAACGUGUCUUUAUGACCAAAAAAAAGCAAAAAAGAUUAAUAAUUAUAAGGGGGUGGGGGUAGGGGACAGACCGAGUGUUAAACAAACGCAUUCUUGUUCACGUGUUAAAAGGCAAAGAUCUUUGUUUAGCGGUUUAUUUGGCCAAUAAAAGGCAGCAGGAUCAGGUUUGUUGUCCAAAACAAUAAAUAAGUAAAGCAAUCUUUGACCCCCAGGGGGCACCAAAAUCGACACAAACCAAAAGUUCCUUACAAGGGCUUUAAUCAACAAGUCAAGAACAAAUAUCUGUUGUGUGUUUUCCAGUUUUACUCUUUAGAAAUAAGACCAAUUUCCGUGCUUCCUUUUGUCCAUCCUCCACAGUUCUCACAUAAUCGUAGAAUGUAAACAUGCCGAGAGUCGCAAGCUCUCUGUCUCCUCCUGUGGUCAUCAUGUAUGUCCUGAUUGUGUCGCCUCUGUAUUGAGUGUGUCUCUCAUGGUUUUAGAGAAAGUUCCCUCUUGUGACCAGGAGCGACAGAGCGCACUGGACGAGGCUCGGCAGAACCCUCGUGAGGCCAUUUUCAUCCCCGACUGCGGUCCAGGCGGUCUCUACAAACCGGUCCAGUGCCACCAGUCCACGGGCUACUGCUGGUGUGUUCUGGUGGACACGGGACGACCUAUUCCUGGAACCUCCACGAGGUAAAAGUCAUAUUUUCUUUAUCGUAAGCUGUUUCAGUAUCAUCGGAUAUACCUGCACACUAUGUAUACAGUGGAUUUAUAGUAAGGGUUAACAUUACCCUCUAAUGGCAUCAAGAGUGGGAUUUGAUUUCUUUACAAACUGGCUAACAUUAACUUCGUCUGCAAAACAAACUGGAGGGAAGCUUUUAUUCGCCACUGCCAAGCAAACCAAUCACAGGGCUCGCAGUCUGCACAGUUUUUCGAGAAGGUGCAUAAAGGUCUACACCAACAUGCAACUCCUAAGACCUAUGGCGGAGCAUGAACCAGGCUCCAUGUGCUGUACUCCUAAUUUCAGCCCAGCAUCCACCUGCAGGUUCAGAGUGAGGGGUCAAACCCCUAAUUUCUACUGAAUCCCAAACGGCUACGAAAAGGACUUAUCUGCCAAUCAUAGCCGAUUGUAACCAUCCAAGUAAAUGUGUCAAUUUCAACCGUUUUCUAUCCGUUCCGCCACAGAUCGCCGGACGCAAGAGUUCUAUUUUUUCCGGACGUCGGAGCAUGCCGGAUAAAUUCAGCACAGAUUAACCCGUGCUGGAAAGGAAGUCGGGCACAGACACAAAAUAAAACAUCCGGCUUCUUUUCAAAAUAAAACACUCCGUGUUUCAGGAGGAUCGUAUUUCACACCAUGCAAACGGGCGGAGACGAACAAGUGAAAGGUUUUUAGACGUCAUUUCACCCCGAUGACACCAUGGAUGAGGAGAUGCUGAUUCUAGAAGUCUAGAAGUAGAUUUCCUCCUCUGGAAGAAAAUGUAGCUGUCUUUAAAGAGACAACUCGCUAUCACACGGUUGCACGUGAAUCCACAGGUUCUUGUGAGUUCUCGCGAGUCCCGCUGUCCGUAAUCCACUGCGAAAUUCUGGCAGGAAUUGGCGGACUGUAAAAAACUGUAGCCGUUCUAAAUGAGGUGAAAAUUCGGGGCAAGAUAUCGUCUCAUCACUCCUGAAUUGUCUGCAUGUAAAACUGGAAGGAGUGAGGAGGUCGGAGCCUGGAUUGCUGCUGCUCGAGACAAAAAUCAGAAAAUUCAAAUCAGACUACGCAAAUUUAAAAGUUCAGUUUUGGUUAAAUCACUGCAGUAGAAAGAGUUUGUUUUUCUUCUUCAUUGAAAAGUUGUUGGAUUGACCAAAGACCAAGGUUUCCAUCCUUAAAGAUAACAGCUAGAAGCUUCUUUAACUGCUCGGACCGGAGGAUCCGAGCAUCUGUUCAGUCUUUGUAUUUGGCAAACCGGUGAAGUCUGCAGCUUUGGUAUGAAAAGCACUGAGCCGACCGUAAACACUUGAUGUUUGGUUUGUCGUUUGUGUUUAUGUUUCCUUCAGGGGAAUGGCAGCGUGUCUCUGCAGAGGGAGGGAUCAGGCAGCAAGGACACGUUAAAUAAAUGAUGCUUAUUGUUUAUGUUUUGGUUGUUUAAAAAGAGAUUCCUGGUUAGUAUCUGGACGGUUUAAAACAUAGAAGAAGACAAAGGACUGUAAGCACGCAGAGGAGAAAAGACGAGCUGUUUUUGUUCCUGAAGAGGCGUCAUUACUCUCUGUCUCUGCGAGGUCGUUUCUAUUUCACAGGAGGAGCUUCAGACUUUUACUGAAUGAAACUUUGAUUUUAAUUUCUGGGAAAUCAGCGAGUUUUUAAUUUGCAGGCCCUAAAACUCCCACAGAAAUCACAGGCGUGGCAGCACAACUUACUGACAUCAUUCUUCUCGUCUGUGUUUCAGAUAUAUUAAAUGACAACCUUGAAGCAAUUAUUUCCACACAGAAGAAUCUCACAUAUUUUUGACUAGACCUCACGUCACUCAUUCUAAUUUCUUUCCUCUGGACAGCAACGCUCAAAAUCCUGCAUCAGAGAUCCCACCUCUGAAAAAAAAAGACAUGACAACCUGCUUUAACUUUAAAGAAAAAAGAAAAGAGUCUAAAUGAAACACACAUGCUCAAUUUUCCAUCCGAUUCAAGAAGCACUCAGACAAAAGCCAGGAGAAAACGAGUCAUGCCACGCAUAAUGCCGAACAGUUUGUAAAGGCUCCGAAUCGAACCCUCGAGGCACGUCCGAUGAUGAUGAUGAUGAAGAGUUUGUGCAAAGAGAGGUUUAUCAGGACCGAUCAGUCUGGAGGUCAGACCGGUCCGCAGAGGCAGAGAGGAUCUUUGUCCAUCAAAUAGAGUCACUCAGUUUUUAUCUCAGUGUUUGGUUGAGACAUCACUUCUGUCUUCCUCCUCCUCCUCUUCUCUCCUCUCUGUGAAACAGGUACCAGACGCCUGAGUGUGACGGAGCGGCACGAUCUCGAGUCUCAGAUACUGAAGAUCCUUUCCAAGGCAGAGACCUGACAGGUCUGACUCUCCUUUAGUCUCAUCUCUUACUGCUGAAUGUGUUUGUUUGCUCCUGUGGACUUUCCUCUUAUUGCCAAUUUGACAGAUUUCCAAAAAGAAUUAGAAGUAAUUUUCGACACAAACUGCUCUUGUUUUUAUGACAGAAGUAACAAAUAACAGACGCCCAAUAUCUGACCUCUGACCUUUAAUUUUGCAGCGGAUUCAGCUGAGGACAUUUAGCUGUUCACGCCUUUAUCAGCUCUGUGAAAUCACUCAUAAUCCACCGUAUACUGAGUUCUCUUACAGGAUGUUUUCAGGGCUGAUAAGAACUGAAUACAAACAUAGUUAAUUAAUCUAGUUAGUUAAUUAAACUAACUAGAUUAACACUGAAUCGUUUCAUUAGGUACACAGCUAAUUUGUUUGACUUGCUUCCUUUUCAGAGUUAUUUUCAAGCACAUCUUCUGUUUAUCUAGGGCUGGGCGAUUUUUUUAAGAUUUUGAGUAAUCUCAUAAUUUCUUAAAUUACUCAGGAUCAAUCCCAGUUUGUUUAAAAUUCCAUCAUUUUGCAUUUUAUAAACGUUUUAAGUUUAUAUGAACAAUGAAAAGUGAUUCUCAUCAGUGUUUUGAUUUAGGACUCAAAAAAAUGAAAUGAAACGUACUCUAGGAUCUCAACUUGUAGGUUUAUUUUGAGCUAACAAGCUGCUAACUCGCCAACCGGCAGUUUCCUUCAGUUAAACACCAAGUUCUUUCUUCUCAGUCGUCGUUUAUGUUGAUUGUUGAACGAGUUUGUAUAAUUAUAACAAACAUAUCAGUAAAUUAAUCUGCUCAAAUACGGGUAAAUAUUUUAGACAUCUCGUUUGGUCAUUUGGUCAGGUAAAAGUUCAUUUUUUAGACUUGCUUUCUUUUCAGAGUUAUUUUUAAGUAGGGCUGGAAAAUAUGUCCUCAAAUCAAUAUCACGAUAUAUUGAUCCGUUCACUUCGAUAACGAUAAAUGGACGAUAACUACUCCACAAGCUGCUCACCCCCUCCCACAUUAACUUCAUCUACUUCAACUCCAACUUCUGAACCGUCCUCCAUCUCCUCACCUGUCUUUCCCUCUUUGGAUGGGGUGGAGUCACGUCUCUGACAUAGGACAGUGUCUUAAAGGGACACGAGACCAUAGCCUACCUACACACAUCCAAAACAAACUUGGAUUUAUUAAAUUUUUUGACACCAAAUAUAAAUUUCAGUAUCGGUAAAUUUUCGGUUUAUCGCCUAGCCCUAUUUUCAAGCACAUUUUCUCACAGUUGAAUCUGCUUUUCUAACUUUUACCUUCACCUGAUUUUGGUUUGAGGAUUUUAAAAAGGCACAUCAUGAAUCUCACUAAACUAAAGGUCAUAACCCCGGCGGCUCGUAGUCCUUGUCUGUCCGUCCGUCUUACUGCUCACUUACUUUUGUUGCUCUUCUGUUUCCCCAUCAUUUAAGCUCGCAUUGUAACUCUUAUUUAAUUCCCCAUCUGGUGAGUUUACAGAGUCGAGCAUGACUCCUGACUGUGCAGCAGAUGUGUGGCAUGUUUUAUGGAAGGUGUGAGUGUUGCGGGGUGCGGUGGAGGUGGAUGGAGGCGGGGAGGCUGUGGGGGGCUGUAGGGGGGUGUUGGAAACCGCAGGGCGCUGAGUGGAGAUAUUUUUAUGUACUGUAGAGGGAUGUUCUGAAGCGCCACAACAAAGCACAAUACUCCACAGUCGUCACAUCAAGAGAGGAGCGUGAAUGAGGGCAGUGUAUCGAACAGCGUGCAGCUACAGGUUCAAUCCCACUGUACACACAGACACACACAAUAGCAUCUCUGUGAGGGGGGGCAGAUAAGAACUGCUCCACCGAGACCGCAGACUGGGAUCUGACGACUUCAAGUUAGGUCAGGUCAGGAGCUGGAUCUUCUCGGUUUGAAACUUGGAUUUAAAAACACUUGGUCUCAUCGAGUCGAUCAGAAAUCUGUUGUAAAGAUUUUUUGGUUUGUCCUGUCCUGAACUAACUUCACGGAGCCUCAAACUCCGUCUCAGAUUCGACCGCAGCGUCCUUGAUCACUUCUGAGCGCUCGCAGCUAAAUUUAACUCAGCGGUGGAAAUAUUUGUUCUGCGGUAACAGUAAACUGCACCACACUUUCCGCAUCCAUGAGGCAGCGAAGGCCUGAGCAAUGUUAAAUUGGCCAUCUGUUCUUUUCAUUGGACUGUAUGGAGCCGGCUAACUGCACAGGUGUGAUACACAUUCUCCUACGCAGACGCUUAAUGUGCCGCCGUACGAGCAAAAACUGAAUGCUGUGGGCACAGAAACAGGACCAGAACAAGAAGAAAAGGGACUGAUAUGUCGUGGGUUUCAGGACGAUGGAAAGCGAUGACCCAAUUCCUAUAAGCCGAGUUUUAGUCUAUGUUCACACUGCAGGUCAAUUCUGAUUUUUUAACCAUAUGUGACACAUCCGAAUUGUGAAUCAUAACCUGCAGUGUGAACAUAGACUAAGGGUUAGUCUCUAGAGUUUGCAUCGUCGAGUCGAGUCCUAAAAAUAGAUGUGUGCGAUUUGUAAAAUGUAUUUAGGGUCACAUGUGCGCAUAAAAAUAUCAGCCGAGGCGACAAAUGUGUUUUCAUGUAAAUACGGCGGUGAAGUUAGUUUCAGGUUGGGUAUUUGACGGACAUUCACUGCGGAUCUACCGGUGUCUUCUCACUCUCCAUAACCGGGGAAUAGUGUGGUUAAAUCUACUCAGCACCCUCGCUGUCAACGUCGAGUGUUGAAUAAGGGACCGUCAAUAAAUUACCGUCACUCUGCUGUGCUGUGAGGUAGUUAGUGGGUGAAGAUUAUCGUGAGGUCGCUGCGCCAUCUACAGGAUAAGUUGGGGAAUUUUUCAAAUGGCGGAACAUUUUUGAAGUGAAACCGAAUCUUAUUCUCCGCAUCUUAUUUCUGAAAAUAUCGUUGAAAUUCCGCGACUUUUGGCCGAUUACCGAUUAGUCUCAAACGAGCUAAAAUUGGCCGAUUUAAUCUGCUUGACGAUAAAUCGGUCGGGCCUUCGUACUGAGGUCGGACAGUAAGACACAUCUCUUAAUUUCCCUAAUUUGUCCUCUAAAACGUUUUUGUGUUAAAUUUAAAGGCAACUUUUAACAUUUCCUUCAAUAGCUUCCAUGUCAUGUGACCAAUUGACCUAAAAUUGAUUUCAAAUCAUAGUACUUAUGUUGACCAAUAAGACGAACAUCAUUCGAUCAAUUCUCACUGUGCCCCUAAAGUUCUUUGUGUGCUCCUUGUGAAAAAAGUUAGUGUCGAGCCCUGCACUCACGGCUCCAGCUCGUGUUUUCAAACGACCUUGUUUAAUGAAAAGCUUAAAAACGGAUAAGAUUCAAGUGGUCCCGCACAGUCAGAGGUCCCGCACCACGCUGCCCCUCACACCCGGCCGCAAAGGCAGCAUAAACCUCAACAGUUUGAGCUUCACAACACCCCAAUUUAACACUUGGAUUAAGGCGCAGCAAGGCAGAGCUCUCCGGGCUUGUCGUGUCGUAGGAAACGCUAAUUGGAUUCACCUGGCGGGGGCAGCGGACCACCUCCCACAGAACCCCUUUAGAGCCGUCACAAAGAGAGCGAGGAGGAGGAGAGGGAAAGAAGGAGAGAGUGAAAGAAAAAAAAGAAUGAGAAGAUUAGUUUACUGCGCAGCUGCGUUUGAAGUUUUCCUUUAAGAGACACAAUUAGGAGGGAAAAAUUUGCACUGGCUUAGCGUGCUCUUAAAGCCAUACAUCUGGGCAAUUAAAAAGAGCUACCCAAGGUGUUCAGCAUCGUGUCAUAAAAGUUAACAGGUCUGCACAGCUCAACAAAACUCUCUCAUCACCGCACACUUCUGUUCCACCUCUCGCCAUGUGCCUCUCGCGGCCUGCUUUUCUGGAGGAGACUCACAAAAACAGCCGGACGGAGUCUGAGAGCCGUUUUCACAUGAACUCUGAUGAUUCAUCCGUGAUCGUAAACAUGAACCGCUUAACACGCUCGCACUAUGUUUGUCAUUAGGUCCCUGACGCAGUCUGCAUGCCUACUUCUCUGUGAAACAGCCGUGUCGUGUUGUGUCGUGUUGUGGGUCAGUCACUUCAGCCUCACUCCACUGUAAUGACUCAAAUUAGCACUGGAAGCUAAUUCUGCUGUAUUUUCUUGUCUCUGAUUUACACCAGGCUGCCCAGAGGGGAAGAAAGUGGAAUUCAUUACAAGCUUGUUAGAUGCCCUCACCACAGACAUGGUGCAAGCCAUAAACUCACCAGCCCCCUCUGGUGGUGGGAGGUAAGUGCAACCUCAACCCCAGAGACAUUACAUGGAAAAUAUCCACCUCCUCUGGUUUUUAUCAAACGAUCAGUUCCUCUAGUUCAUCCAGUCAAACCUCAUAUUUCUUCUCUGACAUGUAUUACAUGGAUCUUGGCAGUUAUUGACGAGGUUUACGGUUCACUUUCCACCACUGUGGACCUAAAUACACUGAUGGGACUGAGAGGUAUUUUGGACCGCGGUUCUCCAUAGCAUGGGAUACGUCAAUGCACACCGAGUUUAUCAUCCUCAUAGAAGCUGGAAAGAGCCGAGCAGAUUGAUUACAGAGAAUAUAAUGGCAGGAUGUGUUGUAAUAAGAUAAACUGUGAGUGUGUGUGUGAUAAAAACAAGCAGGUGACGUAUGAACAUGGAAAACAUGUGAAUCUACAGAAUCCCUGGGAGGCAGGAGAGGAGUAACCCUCCGAGCAUACACUUCAUCAGUCUGAUCCUCCUGACUGUUCGGAGACGUUUGGCCAGUUUAAUAUUUUUAUUAAAACAGCGGCGGCGUAUUUUUCUACCCGAUCAAACUGACAGCAGUGCAUAGAUAUAGAGCGUAUAGAUUGUUUCACAUGCUAAAUUUGAUAUAAUUAUAAAAAAUGAGAUCGGAUGUGCUCGAUCAUGUUAAUUUAGGCACUGCUGCUUCAUUCAAAUACCCAUAAAAUAUUGUACUGCGAGCGCUAACUGUAUUACUCUGACUUCAUAGCGGUGGUCUUUAUUGCUGUUUGCCAGACAUCAUAAAACUGAGGCUAAACGAAGGAGACGUAGCGGACUGCGAGCAAACUAGCUGAAGCGGCCCUCAGAGAUGACUCAGCACUUUAAAAAAAAAACGAUGUUUAAGCGAACUGUCCUGUUUACGGUUUUAAUCCAUUUUUGUGAUUUAAGAUCAACCAGAAGUCCAAAAUUUCAGAAUAAAAGCGUAGUCUGAUCUGACAGCGCAGGAAGUAAAGGCUGGACGGUAUGGGAAAAAGUUUAUGAAGAUAUAUUUUUUUCAUAUCAGUAAAUAUCGAUAUAUAUCACGAUAUAAAAAAAACUACUUAUCACUCUUAAAUGAAAUUCAACAGUGUUUAUUGGUAGCAUGUCUUGCAAUACAAUAAGCCACUCCAUCUGUGAGGUCUUGUUUUGUUGUAAGAUGUUACGCUAGAGUAAGCAGACUGAAUGGUCGAUUUGGCACGGCGUGGACCCUGAGCAACUCCCCUUUUCAUUGGCUAUUUGUAAAGUCUCCCAAAUCAUGGCUGAAUGCCGACUAUUGAAAAGCAUAUUGACCAUGUUUCAUAUCAAUAUCGAGGGAAAAUCUUUUUUUGUAUAUAUCAUUAUCAUUUUAUCGCCCAGCCCUAACAGCAACCUAAACACAAGACAGAGAAAUUUCAAAAUAAAAGCGUGACAGUGAUGUCUUCUCCAGAGGAGUUUCAGUCAUAGGGCUGAUGAUUAAUCAUUCAUUUGAAUAUUAUAAGACAUAAAUAAGUGAGUUUAUAAAGUCAUGUGUUGCUCCAGGCUUGUCUUGCCUUUUCUAAAUUUGACUGAUUGUUGCGAUAAUACUGUUUUUUAAUAUUUUAGGACAAUAACAAUAAUAAGAUGAAAGUCUGGUAUUGUCACAACGUUAAAUUAUAUGAUAACUUUACAUGAUAAAUAGAUGUAAACUGACUGAGACACAAAGUUAAGAUCGUGAAUCAAACUGAUUUAAAAAUGCCUGUUCCCGUUCUUAACCAUAAAUUGCUCAAUAUCCCGUUAACUGUUAACAUCUUUGUUUUAUUUUAUUCCCUUCAGUGAAUCAGGGUGAAUAAAAAACUAAAAUCAGGAACAAGAAUGCUUCUUUGGAUCACGUUACUUUUUUUAAUUUGUGAAAGCAGGUGGGAAAAAUUGUUCUGGCAUGUUAUUUUUUCUCCCAGAUGCAUUUUCCCAGAAUAAUUAAGUUGUUGUUGUUGAAAUAAUCAUUUGGCCACGAGACGCCAAAGUGCGGCGUUAACACUUCCUCUGACUGGAAUACACUCAUGCUUUCUCUUCCAGGUGAGUCUAAAUCGUUUCAUGCACCAUAAACACAGAAACUUUAACCGGGUGUUUUUGGAUCCGGGAACAUUUUCAUCCUGAAGUCAUGAGGAUCAAACUCAGAACAUCUGAGAGCGGUAUAAUGUUUCGUUGGCUGCUCUCUUUGAGUUUUCACAUCACCUCUCUCUCUGUCUGACCUGAUCCAGGUUUGUUGAGCCUGAUCCCAGCCACACUCUGGAGGAGAGGGUGGUGCACUGGUACUUCGCCCAGCUGGAUAACAACGGCAGCCACGACAUCACCAAGAAGGAGCUCAAACCGUUUAAGAGGUACCUGAAGAAGAAAGCCAAACCCAAGAAAUGCGCCCGCAAGUUCACCGACUACUGUGACCUGAAUAAGGACAGAGCCAUCUCCCUGCAGGAGCUGAAAGGCUGCCUGGGCGUCAGCAAAGAGGGUAAGAGGAAAGGUAGACCAGGUCUGGGCUAAGCUGACUUGACUGGCAGGCCUGCGCACCUUGGGAAUUUCCCCUAAUGGGGCUAAUAAAGGAGUAUCUUAUCUAGGCUAACGGCUAAAUUCCACAGGAUACAGAACAGUUGCGCCCUGCUCCGGAACGGCAGCUUGAUCAAAUAUGCAAGCAUUAGAAUCAAUGUGCGUGAUUCCACACAAUUCGUCCGCCACCCGGCUCCGCUGCGGUCGGAUCAGAGACCCAAGGCUUCUAUUUUUGCUGGACGCCACAGCACAGCCCAUCAAUUCAGUGUAGCAAAGCACGAGCGGCAGCGGAAGUUGUAUGCAGUUACAGAGUAAAAUAUCCAAUUAGUUUUCAAAACAAAAUGAAGUCAAUACAGCAGCGUAGUGGUGUAGCAGUUAGCACUGUCGCCUCACAGCAAGAAGGUCCUGGGUUUGAAUCAAGGUCAGGGCGUUUCUGUCUGGAGUUUGCAUGUUUUCUGUGUGUCUGCGUGGGUUUACUCCGGGAACUCCGGUUUCCUCCCACAUCCCAAAAACAUGCAGUAGUAGGGUUAGGUUAACUGGCCACUUUCAGAUUGCCCGUGGGUGUGAAUGUGAGCGUGGAUGGUUGUUCGUCUCUAUAUGUCAGCCCUGCGAUGAACUGGCGACUUGUCCAGGGUGUCCCCUGCCUUCGCCCGAAGAUGCUGGGAUAGGUACCAGCCCCCCCACAACCCCGGGAACAGGCAUAGGGGGUAGAAAAUGGAUGGAUAAAGUCAAUACGUUGAACUGUUCUUCACGUGACAAUAGGAGGGGCCAGAGUUGAGCAAUGUGGGUGUUUAUGUACACCCCCGAUCUCAUUCAAUGUCUCACGGGGAAACACGCAAGAUCUCGUGAUAUCUCGUCCAGUCUCAUGAGAAGUUCUGGUAAUAUCCCAAGGGCUUCUCCUCGUUUGUGGCAGCGGAUCAGAUGUGGUGGGCACUGUAUGCUUGUGUUUUUGAUCCGCCUGCCAUUCCUGAGUGGAGCGUAGCAGAUCUGCAUGUGAUGGAAUCCCGAUGUAAAAGGUCGUCUCUGGUCGACUGAAGGUUCCGUUGAGUCAGCAUGACCAAUAUGGCGACUGCUGCUAUUAGGGUUAAAGAAAGGACUUUUCUGAAUCUCAUGGUUCAUUUAAAAAUCAGACACAAAAUCAAUAGUUCUGCAAAAACUUUGGUAUGUGCAUCAGCUAGAUUUGUUUUCCAAACAUUGGUCUUGGUGUCAACACUUCCUCAGACUUUUACAUGUACAGAGUGUUCUGUACCCUCAUUGGUCAACAUCACCGGCAGGAGGGUUUACAUUGCAAAAAUCAGAAAGAAACUCAAACAUGCUGAUAAGGGGUCAUGACGCGUCCCAGACACAAAUACACAGAAGAGAAAAAACGGUUUCCCAGAACUAGACUCAUAAUGUGAAGUCUGACCUCAACAUCCAGUCAUGAGUCUGAACCUCAGGAGAAAUCAGGUCAGAUUACAGAAGUUGGAAAAAAUUAAACUCAUUGUUUAGCACAUUUUUUAAAAGUACUGAUAGUGUCAGAUUUGUAUUUUGAAGUCCAUAAAAGUCCCUCUGAUGUUAGAAGGUCAGAUGAACCAAAGACCUGCACCUGUACAGGCCGGUCUUGGAUCAUACACUGAAAAUUUGAGGCCAAAUUUGAAGGCGAUGGUUGAAGCGAUUUACUGGAGCAAUCUCAUGAUGGUUCAUUCUUUGGGAAUUAAAUAUUUUAAAAUAAGGGGGUCAUAGAUUUUAUUCUUACUUUUAUUAAUUUUUUUAAUAAUCACAUAAAUCUACAGAACCUUUUAUCUAUUCCCUCAUGAGUUUGACAGAAAUAUUCGUGACGUCAUGGUUUUUAAAAAGCGGAGUGAGUCAGAGGUUUAAAAGGAGGAGAUGGUGUAACUCUGGAGCGUGUAACAAACAGACGUGUCGACAGUCUAAAUUAGGGCCACUGCUUGAAUAAGCAGUCACUGAUGAAUAUAGAGAGAGCAGACUAAUGUAUAAAUGGAUCAUCGUCACAGUCUGGGCCAAAGAAAACCGACGACUCAUGGUGACUGUGGACUGGUCCUUUUAAAGGGAUCAUUUAAAACCGUCAGAGUGAGAGGACGCCGCCGCCAGGUUCAUUACUCAUGACACACAGAUCAUGUUUGUUGGCUUUUUACUUUAGACACAAAAUAUGUGAUGGUGUUAAAACGAUGCAGUGGAGUGGUGAUGAUUUAUGUUGUGAAGGAUUUUUUUUUGUUUAAUGUCAAAUAUUUUUUAUUUUUAAGUUAAAUUUUUGUGUUUUUGUUUUUUUUUUUUUCUGCAGGAAGUUCAACGACAAGUGGCAACCAAGGGACAAGGCAAGGGACAAAGUUGUUCAGUAAGGCCAACUAAUACGCUUUCACUAACUCUGCUGCUGCUGGCUGCUGUCACUGCUUCUCACUGGCACAACUGUGUAACACAUUAACAUGCACAUGGGUUAUAAAUGCAGCACUGGGACAGCUGGGAGGACACGCAGCCUGAUGACUGGGCAACAUUUGAUUCACAUGCAGAGCUUUAUGUAUAUUCAGGAGUGUGUGAGUGUGUGUGUGUUCAAGGCUGAGGUGAUGUGACGCAGCAGCUCUCAGGCUCAGUGGUGGAUGUGACAGACAGCAGGUGUCCUGAUCCACCUCUGGGGAGAAUCAGGGGGAACUUUGUUUACACUUUACCACUGCAAAGCCUCCAGAUGGCACUUUGUUUACAUUUGCAACACCAGAACCGGAACUAUCUCUCCUAACAGGGCUUUAGAUACGAUUGAUCCUCAUUUCGAGAUAUUGGAGCUGCACAAUUUCGGCCAAAAUUAAAACCCUGAUUUUUUUCCCUAAAAACCUGAUUUUCAAUUUCGAUUUUUUUAUUCAGUGACAACUUCACCAAACUUCCCGUUAAUAAAAAGUUUUUCUAUCAUCUCUCAGGACAAAACAAAUGAAAAUGAUGUAGUGCAUAUGCCAAGUCAGUAAGCUGCACAGGAAAUGCACCAAAGACAGAAGAAGAGUACAGACAUGGCCAGACAUGCGCAGGCGCCAUGAAAGUCGUUUACAGAUUGAUGCACUCUCUGACCCGUUUUAAAAAAGUACAGUUUAAGGUCAUUGGAAAUCGAUCAAAGUUUAUUUUACGCUGUUUCGGUGUGGAUGAAACGCCGAUACGACAAAAACUAUAGUGUUUCCCCCUAAAUUAGUUCCCGUGUGGACGGGUUGAUACCGCCUUCAGACAGACUUUGCAGCACGGAGUGGUUUGCUCUUCUUCCGAAACUGUGAAGUCGUACCAAUUCAACACGACUGACUCGCUCUUGUCCUAUUUAACCACGAAAUUAUCGCCUUCUUUUGCAAACACCAUGUUUGUUCACACUGGUGUUUGUGGGAACUGGGGAGGAAGGAUGAGUCUACGGUGGCCUGGAGGCGCGAGACAUGAUGGAGAGGAAAAUUAAUUUGAUAGAUCACCAUCGUCAAUAAUUUCUCCAUAAUUUAUUCCUUAUAUUUAUAUUAUAUUGUUGCACUGUUUAUACUGUUAUGCUGCUUAUAUUGUUAUUUUGUAAAUCGAGAGUAUUUAAGAUUACAUUAAUACUUUAAUAGUUUUAUUUUUAUAGUUUAUUCUUCUGCACCGUGGGUCUGAGAGGACUGAAAUUUCAUCUGUUCUGGAUGUUUAACAUGUUUAACAUAUUUGACAAUAAAGUUGACUUUGACUUUGAUUAAAUAAUCCAAUAACGAUUUAAAACCGAUUAACUGUGCAGCCCUAUAACUUUGAGGUAAACAGUGUCUCUCAAUCCCAGAAAUCUCAUAUUUUGCUUCAGUCUGAGUUUUCCUCCGACCGUCAGUCCAACACAUCAUGAUAUUGAGUUUGGUGUUUCACAGACUGGCAGCGGUCCUCACAUUGAAAAUGCAGGAAUCAGGGGAAAUUUAUUUCGCCCAGAUUUGUGUGGAAAUGUGUAAUCUGCUGUAAAAUAGCUGCGGAUCGUUUUUCGGUUAAAGCCACUAAUCCGUUCAGCCUCGAACUUUGACGACUGUGACCGCGAGAACCGGGUCCAGAGAGUCUGAAGUUACAAGUGUCUCAUAGAUAUUGUCUGUUCGAAUCGCCUCUCACUGAGUGAUUAUUGGUCCUGUCGGUGCUGUUGACUCUGGCCACUGGGCUGAUUUAGCGCCACAUAGUUCUGAAGUCAUGUGUUUACCCUGGCGCUGCUGCCCCCCCGGUGCCUGGAGAACAGUGGCUCUGUGGGCAUAACGUCAGGCCUCAUGGGUCCUGGGCACCGCUGCCAGAAUAAACAGGAGCAGAGAGAGAGAGAGAGGCUCGGCCAGUCAGCGAAUCUCUCACCUUCAUGCUUAAGAGCUGGGAGUAAACGGCCUGACAGUUUUAUACGGCUCCUUCUGCUGCCACUCAGACGCUGUGAGCUGGUGAUGGUUGUGGAGAGAGUGAGGUAUGGACAGAGAGAGAAACAGAGAGAGAGGCUGGAGGAACAUAUGGCAGCAUUCUGCUUUGACUAAGAUAGACGCCCAUUGUGUUCAGGUAUGCCUUGCUGAUCCUCAGUGGCCUGGAUCUCUUUAAGUCGAGCUGCUUUUGCGGGGCAUUAAAUCUUCGGAUGCUCUGUCGCAGCUUUGGAUGGUCACUGGAGUGUUAGUGGACGUAUUUACAGUUUACGGUGCGUGCCUUCUGGUGGAGGGUUGGGAGCAGAGCGGAGCACAUCUGUACGAGGCUCCUCACUCUAUCGCAAAAGAAAACAUCUGAAUCCCUUCUGUGAGCUCUGACGGAGGGAGUACGGUGGCAUCGGUCCUCUACGGAGAGUGGAAACCUUAUUUUGGAUGAAAAAUGCUGGAGUAGCCUGAGGCGGUUAUUUUCAGACAGCUCCAGCAUCGCUGUAUUACUCACUCACUCACUCACUCACUCACGGCAACAAACAACACGCGAAAAUAUUUCUCCGUUCAAGUUCUUGCGCUGAGGUUUGGCAGCAGAGUUCAUGAUGUUUUGCUCAAAAGUCUUAAUUCCGUUUAAAAAGACAUAAACAUUGUACUUGAAUAAGUACUAACACAUGUAUGAAGGCUGGCCGCGCUCACAAAAACACCCCAAACAUGUGCGAGGCCAAGAGUAAAAGAUUAGAGGACCUACUGGGAGGACUUCAGGGAUGAACACAACCUGUGCAGACAUGAAAAGGUCGUAAAAGGUCAUCUGAAAGGACAACCUCUGAUUGGUCAACAGGCCCAAACAAAGAUGGCAGCCCUCUACUAUUUCACUCAGAUUCACACCUAAACCAGCACAGACCAGAUCCAGACAGUCUGUAAAAUACUCUGGUAUGUUCUGAGGGUAAGAAAAGACCCUGAAUGCUGCAGAAACUGUUCGUCAAAGUUGUGAAGAGGAGCCAAUUCUGCAGGUGCAGAAGAGGUUCACCUGAUCAUCACUGCAGCAGAGAGCAUGUGCAGUGAAUUCACUCAGGACUGAGAGAGAUAUCAUGAGCAGGUUACAACAUAGGGCUGGGCGAUAUGGCCUCAAACCAAUAUCACGAUAUAUUGAUCAGUUCACCUCUAUAACGAUAAAUGGAUGAUAACUGCUCCACAAGCUGCUCACCCCCUCCUGGGAGAGUGGGAGGGGACGAGUCGGAAUUACGGAAAAGAGGUGUGUCGAAUACAGCGAGGUGAUUGGAUGGAGAGGCAGAGCAGGAGAUUGACCAAUACGAGCUGUCUGGGACGGAUGGCUGCCAUUGGUCAGUGUUUUUGCAGCCCUGCACCUGAUAGGGUGAACGGAUUUUCUCUGUUCUUUUUUCUCUUCACUUUGUGGAGAUCGCACUAUAGGACCAUGAUCGCCAUAGAAACAAGGUUCACAAUAAUCACCAAUCUCUCCAACUGUCAAUCAUGCCUUCAAAGGGACAUGAGACCAUAGCCUACCUACACACAUCCAAAACAAACUUUGAUUUAUCUAUUUUUUAGACAUGCGCAAAAUGACGUCAGUUAUUGUCGUAAAUUUCAGUAUUGGUAAAUUUUCGGUUUAUCGCCCAGCCCUAUUACAACAGCUCAUGUUUGGUGCAGGCAGGGAGAGCAUCAGCAAAGACCUCCAUGGAAUCGUUAUGAGCUUGUUCAUCUUGUGAUCCAGAAACUCAGAUAGCAGCGCCGAACAAACCAAUAUCAGGGAUGCUGAUAGCUUACAUGUCUGAAUCAGAGGUUUGAAGAGUUGGUGAACUCGUGCUGGAUGCGUCCAUGUCAAACUCUCCUCUUCUUAUGUGUCCUUCCUCCUGUUUGUCCUGGCUGUGUCCGUCAUUAGGCAGGAAUGAAAGGAGGGCAUUAUGAGGCAGGUCUGGCACAGAUGCUGCAGGACCAUUAGAGAGCCCAGAACCCUGUCCCCUCCGAGCCAACAGCAAUUACUCCUCAGCACUCGUGUUUUAAUUACUGUGACAUCAGCUCGACAAAGCGUACACCGUAAAAACAGCAGAGGUCAACAGAGAGGCUUGUGAUGGUUAGUUAACUUUGAUUUGCUCUCCAUCACCACCUGCUGCUCCCGUGGGUUUUCACUUUUUAGAGGCUGACAGACUCGGACUCAAACUCGAUUUUUUAUCUUCUUAGCAAAGUCCUGAGCCGCGACCACGUACAGGUAUACCAUGAUUCCCAGCUCCCCGGCCAAGUGUCUUUAUCGGCCGGUCCCAGGUGAGGUGAGACGAUUCUCCAUUAGACAGGAUCUGCUUUCAGUUCUUUAUCACAAGUGGGGCCAAGGUGUCCAGAGAGAGGCCUGGGGGCUUUGUGUUGUUAAUGGCACAGACAGUGUCCUCAGUGACUGGGAGGAGAGGAGGGAGACGAGCAUUCGCUGCUCUGGAGCCGAGUAAUUGCAAAGCCGAUUCAUCAGCGCCGAGGCUCGGCUUCUGACAACAGAGACUUUUAUCUGAGCUAAAGACAGGAACAGCAUGACUUCACUGGAACGGUCCAUCAGGAAAGAAAGUGGUACUGCAUAGUUUAACAGGUGGAACAUGCCCCUAAUGCUGCCAAGGAAAAGGUCACCGAGGCUGAAUGUACAAAACGCUGCAGCUUUAGCUCCCGAGUGUUCCCCUCCUCCAUGGAGUCUGCUUUAAAAGACGGCGGAGAGGUCGAACCGCAAUAGAUAACAGCUGGCCUGAAGUCGACGCCAGUUAAGACAAAAGUUAAAAAUGUGAAAACAUGCAGCGUGCCAGCCUGCGAUGCUCAGAAACUCGCCAAUUCCCAAGGAAGUAUCAACAUGAGGUGGUGUGUUGUUCCAGGAAACAGCGUCUUUUAGACUCCUGGCACGUUAGAAUAUUUAUGUGGUAUGAAUAAGAAAGUUUGUGUUUUGAAGAUCUUAUCUCUGUCAGAUUUACUUUAAAUUUCACAAAACAGUUCAAGCAGCUUCAGGUCAUUUAUUAGAGCAACAAGGAAAUCCAUGAAUCUAUAAACAUGGCUGACUGGAUGUUUUUUUUCUCUGGAAACUCGAUUUUCAAUUUUGAUUUUCUAUUCAGUAACAACUUCACCAAACUUCACUUUAAUAAAAGUUUUUCUAUCCUCUCUCAAAACAAAACAGCUGAAAACAAUGUAGUGCAUAUGCCAAGCCAGUAAGUGGCGCUGUAACGCUGCACAGGAAAUGCACAAAAGACAGAAGAAGAGUACGGAUCAUGUGUAUAAAGGUUAUUUUGUCUGGACACGUACAGGCGCCAUAAAAGAGUUAAGCUGUGUCGUUUCCAGAGAUACAGAUAGACAUCCACAUGGAGGUGAAAUGGUCGUCUUUCAUGGAUUCAUACACUCUGUGACCCGUUUUUAAAAAGUACCGAUUACAGUCACCUGAAACGCCAUUUUUCCGUGUGGAUGAAAUGCAGAUUUGACCGCUUUCAUACAGACUUUGUGGCAGGGAGUGGUUUGCUGUUCGUCCGAAACUGUGAAGUCGUACCAAUUCCACUGGACUGACUCGCUCUUGUCCUAUUUAGCCACAAAAUCAUUGCCUUCUUUUGCAAACGCCAUGCUUGUUUACACUGGUGAAUGUACGAUUUUAAUUUUUAACAUUGCAUAAUUAAAUAAUCUGAUCACGAUUAAAAUUCGAUUAAUCCUGCAGCCCUACAACAGCUCUGUUAUAAAAGCUUUCCACCUUUUAAACGGAUUUGGUUUAAGGGCUAAAAUCACUGUUCCCUGUGUCCUAGUCGUAGAGGCGUUAGGUCGCCAUAAUAUUUUAUUUGAUGCACUCAAAGUAUAGGUGAGAACAUUCACUGCCAGACUCGUUCAUGUGGACGGUAACCUUUAGAUUUAUGGAGCACAGGAGGGAUUGUGACGCUUUAAAGUCUGAGCUGAAAACCCGACUGUGGAGCGAAGGCACGGUCUGGGUCUGAAGAAGCUUCCAGAUUGUGUAGCGAUACGAGUCGGACUUGUAUAUCACGGCUGACAUGAGCGGCACUGACAGACUGAGCACCUGUACAUCCUUACCUCUCUGAGCACGCUCACUAACACACCCAUAACCUCAUGUGGGUCAGAGGAGAGUCCAGAUACACACAUGCAGACCUACUGUGCGUACACAAAGUUAUUGUACAGACACACCAUAUGGACAGAUGCAACUUCAGAGGGCACAAACACACAAAGGAGACACACACACACUCUUUCUCUCACACAGCCUGAGCUCUCACAGGGUUCAGGAGGACCUCUGCUCCCCUCUGACAGACAUCUGUAAGCAAUCUCAGCUUUUUUACCCAUCUCCUCUUCUCCCAGGCCUCUCCUUCCUUCCUUCCUUUCUUCUCUUCCCUCUCUUUCUCUCUCUCUCUCUCUCCCCCUUCACCCACUCGUCUGAUUGAUGAGCGAGCCGUCCAUCCCUUGUGCAGACUGUCCCAUGCAGUUUGAGCACAAUAUAACUUCAGAGACCUGUUGAGUUACGGCUUUGUUGCAACAUAACGUCAGCACAUGUGAUGGCGGGGUUUGGCUGUAGGUGGGAAACAGCUGCUUAGAAGUAGAGUUGUCCUUGGUAACUAUUGACUAUCCAUCUUGCUUGGCUGGAUAAGAAAUGUAGUCAUAAAAAGCUUAGAGGCCAAACAGAGUGUGUCUGAGUAAGCUGGUGAAUUAACACUUGACCCGAGUCAUGUAUGUGGACACUAACCAGCAGGAAGAACCAAAGGCUGGUUAGCAUCACUUUGAAAACAUAGCCAAGCUGCUGCUAGCUCAGCUUAGGUUUCUGCAUUGGUAAUUAUAAAAUACAACACAAGAACUUUAUUUAUCCCAUAAAGGGUCAUUCAUUGGUCUGUAAUCUCAGAUAAACCAGAUUAUGACUGACCCGCCCAUCGGUGCUAAAGUAGCUUCUAUGACGUUAGCAUACAGCAGAUUUGUGGUUUUCUUUUCUCUGGUAGGACAGUUAAGGAACUGUGGAAAUCCAAACAGGUGAGAGGAGAGGGUAACAUGGUUGAAGUCUCCUGAUAUUAUAACAAGUGCCUCAGGAUGUUGAGUUUGUAUCCGAGCAACUGUAUCAUAGAGAACAUCACACGGAACUUCAGCCGUUGCCUUGGGUGGGAUGUAAACAAGUACUGUCGUGGUAUGGCAUAAAGGUAUUAGUUAUAAUGAUGGUAACUAUAAAGGGAGUCAGGUUUUGGGUAGAGGAUUCGUCUUCUUCUAGAGGUCAAGUUUAAAGGGAUAUUCCGGCAUCAAAUUAAGGUAGUUAACUUAGUUAUGUCACUUCUCAACUCGGUGAUCGACUCGUCAGGGCUCCCCAACAAACAAGCGUCUGCUGGAAGAGAGUAGGUGAGUUGUGUUUGGUCUUUUUGCUAAAGAAAUUAGUCAAAGUUAAAAAGAUGUUUGGUGUCUAGUACUAUGUCUGUGACCCUAUAUGUCCUGUUGAUGAAGUUAGGUGCUGUUCUGAGCAUUAUUUGUGGCGUUUUGGUUGAGGUUUACACGUGGAGACGUAGAACGCUCUGUAUUACUAUCCUACGGUCGUUACUAAAGUUGGUAUAACUAGAGAAGCAAGCGGUCGGCAACAUUCAUCUCUGGAGGGGGGGUCUAUCUCGGUGUUACAGUGUGUUUGACGCUAACUUAAUUUUACGCCGGAAUAUCUCUUUAACACCAACAUAGUCUGAAGAUGACCUAGGUUUCAAGCGUCUUACAAGUUAUUGGACAGUCUUUUGCUGAUUGGAUAACUAACAACACCACUUUAUAAAAUUAAUAUCACUGUUUCCAUGUUUUGUUUUUUUAAAAUAAGUGUCUGUGAGUCUGUCCGAGUGGAGCAUCGUCUCGUCACGCUGCAGCUACGUGUGAGUGCAUCUGCAUGCUGAAUACUAAAACAGAUGAGUGAAUACAUUUCUUUUUUUUCUCUUUUUCGGUCUGUCUUUCUUUCUGUUCCCAGUAGGUCGUCUGGUGUGAGAAGAGAAGGGUCCAGAAGCUGAGACGAGAGCAGAGGGCACAGAGGGAAGGCAUCUGUACGCUUGCUGACAGGAAAAAGAAAGAUGGAGCAGAAAAAUUUGAAAGUUCCUGAGUCUUAAAAAAAAAAAAAAGAAGAAAAAAAAAAAACAGAACCGAAGCGGCGCCAAAAUAUUUGCACUUUCUCCUCCCUAUGUUUGACAUUGUAUCUGUUUUUUGUGUGUUGAUUGUUCUCUCCUUGAGUGACUGAAAAGGUGGAGGUAAGAGUGAAAAUGUGUUUGUAAAAAAAGAUGAAACACCACUGGAAGAUCGCGCGUCCCCUCAUGUUUAGUCUGCUUUUGUGAUUCAGACACUAACACGCAUUUUGUGACUUAAAUAUUAAAUUUACAUCUCCCCUGUUACAUACAGCAGCACACAGGCCGGUGUUAACCCGCCAGAAAGGAGCUGAAAUUGAGUCUCGUUCACCUGAAUAUAAGUCAAAGGUCAUGACAGAGGACCGUGGCUGUGACGACUUUAAACACAAGUGUAGUUUUCCUGUGUGUCCGUGGCAUGUAUUAGAAUUUAAGUCUAACUUAUCAGCACAGGAUUAGCCGUCUAAAUCCCCUUGCACUGUUCGGAACUUCCUGUAUCCACUAACAUUUGAUCGAGGAAUCAGAUUUUUGGGAACGAGGUCUGAAAGGUUUUAAGUUCAGUUGUUCAGUAAAACGAGUCGUGGAAAGUGAAAGGUGAAUUUUUCCUGGUAAAGGUGUUUCCUUCUGUGCAGAGACUUCAUACUGUGUGCAGUUUACAAACAGUUUAUUCUCUUUUCAUGAUACCCAGAAGCAAAUAAGACCGAUUAUUCGUUUAUCGUCAUUUCGAAGAACUGAAACUAGGGCUGUGCGAAUUUGGCCAAAACUAAAAUAUUUUUUUUUCACUGAAAACUUGAUUUUUUAUUCAGUGACCAAACUUCACAAGUUUUUCUAUCAUCUCUCAAAACAAAACCACUAAAAGCGAUGUAGUGCAUAUGCCGAGCCAGUAAGUGGCGCUGUAACGCUGCUCAGGAAAUGCACAAAAGACAAAAGAAGAGUACAGGCGCCAUAAAAGUCAUUUACAGAUUUAUGCGCACUCUGACCUGUUUUCAAAAAGUACCUUUACAGUCGCCGGAAACGCCGUUUGUGUUACAACAGAAAACUUUAGCGUUUACCCCUAAAUUCAUUUCUGUUCUGGUUCUCUGUCGUACACCGAGGGGAACCUUAAAAUGGACUUAAACACACGUUUGAGAGAAAGAAAACAGUUUUUUUACGGUAAAGUAAGUGGAUGAGUCAAAGUGGACACGAAACAGGAGCUUCUUAAAAGAGGUCGGUGACAAAGUGGUGACUAAGGAUGAGUAAGGUUGAACGUUUGUGGGAUUUUCCAGGAAAAUAUUGUUGGGAAACUUUCAGAUUUUUAGUAGCAGCUGUUUGUUAAGUCGAGCUCUACUUCUGUGGUAAAUUAGUUAAUAAGACGAGUUUAAUUAGUGAGAGUAAAGGUCAUUCUCCACGCAAUCAAACCUGGAGAGAGGCUGAAGAGUCCGGCGAUCGCAGCCCCCCCGUGACAAACUGCACCAAUCCCCAACAAAGACCCCCUGGUGGGGAUUUUAUUUUUCCAAAACAGCCUGAAGAGUUUAAAAUAAAGAAGAGGUGACACAGAUGACUAAAGCUGAGCCGUAAACACCGAUGUUUCCAUCGCUCAGGAGCCCGUUAACAUCGGCUCAUUUCUGCCGUCAUAUUCACGUCUAUCCGAGGUAUUCCAAACACCGUGUGGCAUUUACAAAAGCCGGCUCCUAGAGUAAAUAUUUGAGUCUCCUCCGUAAUAUCAGAGCACAUUUUGUGUAUGUAAACACAUUCAUCGUCUGUAAUCCAACAGUUGAUGUCAGUAUUGCUCUGCGAAACUCUUACCACCACACACGCACUUGGAGCGUCGCCACCGUAUGUAAGACGACGCACUGAGUCUUAUAAAAGACCCCCGAGGGCGCCCCCGGUUAGCGAGCGAGCAGGGAGGAGAAAACACCCGGAAAAAAAAAAUGUUUUGCAAUGUAAAAAAUAUCGAUUUUUCUGGAGAAUGGCGAGUUAGGUCUUGUGGUCGGAGUGCUUGUGUAAUUGUUUUGAGUUAUGUGUUCCCAAGAGCCGCUGCAGUGGCUCCGACAAAAGGCUCCUAUUGUAAAUAUGUACAAUAACCUUUAUUUGAUUGUUUGUUUUACUAAAAGUCAUUGUGAGGCGUUUGGCUGUUCACUCUCUUCUCUGUCUGUCUGUUCUGGAUCGUUGUUGUAAAAACUAUACUGUGUUCACACAUCAUGUCAUACAUUAGGAUGUUACAGUAGCUAAUUCACAGACUUUAAAAUGCUUAGACCAGACUGGAAGUUAUCAGCUCUGAGCACUGUUUAUUUUAUCUGUGGUGGAGUUAUUUGACUAUUUCAGCUCGUGUUUUACGAUUCCUGCCGUCAUCACUGUACACGGUCAAGAAUGUAUACAGUUCCUGGUGCUUAAUCCGCUACAAUCACAAGUCCAGUCAUGUCUAAUUUGAGCCGGACGCCCGUGCCAAGACGGAGAAAAGAAACGUCUCUUUCUGCAGCCUCUCUCUCUCUCCUGAGUGCCUGCCUGCUUUAGUCCGGGGUUUGAACACUGGGCUUGUGUGUCUGCUGAAGUGCUUCCAGACGCCGCAGAGCUUGCAGAUCACAUGAGAGAUGUGAAACAGCCUAACAGGCUAGUAAUCACUGCUAAUCACGACGAGAGGGGGGACGUAUAGCGAGAUGACUGUCAGUCCGUCAGGGAGAAGCACAGAUUGUCUGGCUGCUCGGAGGAACUCUUUUUUUUCCACAGCAGGCGUGUCGAGACACUCUCGCAGUGUUUUGACAAUAUUUCUUAUUCAUAGCUGGAGAAAUCAGAUCUCCUGGAAAACAAAACACUGAGACAUGCUGCUGCUGCUGCCUGUGGGUGAUAUUGCUCAAUGUAAAUGAUGAGGCUUGAGGUGCAGCUGUUUGGCCGAGCGAUGAGAAUGCUUUUCUACUUUAGCGGAGGCCCGACUUCCUGACACUGAGAAAGUUUCCCCGAGUUUACCAAGUGCACCCUGGCACACGGCGGUAGUUUACCCCUGGCACCUAUCGACACAAAUUUACUGAAGGUCUGUGGAUGUUCAUAUUUUUAACUAUUAAGAUAAACUCAUUAAUUUCAGCCCCUAAAGCACCAAAAUCUCUGAUCCGUCUCUUGCUGAAGUUCAGGACCGCUCUGCUUUUAUCCGACUGUGCUGACUCAUGAAAGUAACGCCGCUCAUUUCAGGGUCAAAGGUCGCAUGGAUCCUGAUUCCCUGAGCUCUGACAGGAACAUUCAUUGCUGUUUCAUUUGUCCAUGUGGUGUUAUGAUGCCGUGAAACUGAAACCACAUUUGAGAAAAUCCUGAUGCUGUUUUUUUGAAACUCUGCUCACUUUAACCUUUCUGAAUGGAAAACCGUUUAAAGCUGCGACAGGAGACAAGGAGCUCAAUACUGACCCCUACUGGUACAGACUGCUCAGUACAACCAACCUGAAGGCACGAGGAGUUUAUACAGACUUUACAGUAACAACGAAGCCUAUUGAUUAUCAUGAACUGUUAAUAAACACUUUUACAGAACUA